AUGAAGAGAGGAACAAGCUUGCAUAGCAGACGGGGCAAGGCAGAGCCUCCAAAGGGAAGCCCCCAAAUCAACAGGAAGUCGCUCCAGGAUAUUCAUUCAGGCCGGCCCAGAUCCUCAUCAACUACUGAUGCCCCUACUAAUAUGUCUGUGCUGGAGAUGGCCUCUCCUAUCUGUCUAGCUGGUGAAGAGGUUGCAUCAGCAGAUCGGGUGAGUUCUGUUUAUAGCAAAGUGUAUUUUCUUGUUGGAUGCUGAAGCAUUUCUUUGAAAAAAUCUGAGCAUUGAAUAUAGUAGCAAGGGCAAUAAAUAUGUGUGUGUGUGUGUGUGUGUGUCUAUAUGUAUAUUUCCUUGAAAGCCAUGUACCUGAGUAAAGAAGAACAUAGUAUAAUGUUCUUGCUGCACUGGUAAUAAGAGAAGAUGCAACAGCUUGUUGGCAAUAAAGAACAGUAGAUGCUGACUUACUUUUUUUAUUUUUGGAAGUUGUUUAGCUUGUGGAAGUAGCAGAAUCUCCCAAGCAGACUGCUUUGCACAUAAUAAUUGAUUUUUUUUCUCCAGUAAGUCCAGCAUUGGAUUAAAUUUAAGAUGUAAGGAUCUAUAUGGCCAAGAGGUAAAUGGUAGUAUGCAAUUCCAACUGUGCAAUUUGCUGCUGAGUAUAGUGUUCUUUAUAGUGUGCUUUUUAUUGUAUUUUAUGUUGAAAAAGUUGAAUGACAUUUGAUUGGGGGAAAAAAUGUAUUGAGCCAUAUUGAAGCUUACUGUUUCAUUAGAUAAACUUGGUUCUGGGUAUGAAAUAUUUUGGUCUGCAGAAUAGAAGGUAUGCAGAAAGAUCUAUGUGACAGUUCUUUUUUGAGGGGAGAGGGCAGGGAGUGGUGGUUCUAUGUCUUGCUGAAAUUGAGGAAUGGAACUGUUAGCCCCAAAGUCAGUGCAGUCAUCUCUAUGUUUCCCAAUUAAUUCCAUUCGGUUUAGUUAAUGAACAGUGCUUCCUGUUCAGAUAUCUAAUGAAAAGUUACAAAAGGAUAUGGUGGAAACUUGUAACAUCGCAGUAGCUAUCACAGCAGGAGACAUUGUGCAAGUAAAACAGCAGACUGAGUGAGGUGAUGAGGCAUGGAAGCCUCUGGGGUAGGGUGCAGUGAUAUGGGGAUCAUCAGUACUCUUCAACAUAGGUGGAGGAAGCAGAACUGAAUAAACAGGAAAUUAAGCUAAUGAAUUUAGGAGAGAAGAAGCAAGUGUGUUGCAGUUGGGACAAGGACAGGUUGGAGUGGAACAGACUCUUAAAGCAUGGACUCAUAGUUGUUGAUCUAUUGUGUGUAUUAUAUGGAAGUGUACUAAUUCCAAGUUAACUUGUGUGUGUGGAGGUUUUCUUUAUGCAUGCAUAGAUGAGAUGGAACACAUCUCUUCAAUAAAAGAAGGUCACUGUGAGACAGUAAUUAUGAACAUCAGCCUUGCUUGGCAAGGUAAAGAUACUCUGCUCUGUGUUUUGCACACCUUUUUAUCAAUCAUGAAAGUAUGGACAUUAGCAUUUCCUUGAGUUGCUCUUGUGGAGUGGAGAGGACUGAAACAAAGUCUUAUUUUUAAGCAUAUCUACAACCCAAAAGUAGGCACCCCUCCUCACCACUUUUUAGUAGCAAAACAAGACUUUAACUGUUAACAUUUUGUAAAGGUGGUUGGUUUUGAUUGUGAAGAGAAUAUAAAUAAAAAGGCCUGGUUAAGCCAAUGAAGGAAACCAGAUUUUCUUCCCCCACUCCAUGCUUAUGAUGUCAGCCAAACAUGCCACCAGGAAACUCUUUCCCCUCCCGUUCUCCCUAACAAUAAAAAAGGGCCCAGUCUUGCCCAUGAAUAAACCAGGUUCCCUGUCCUCCUUCCCACCAGUCAAACGUGUUUUUGGGAUAGUUUGCCACCACUCUCAUUGAAAUGUGUGUUUGGGUGUGCAUGUGUGUGGCAAUGAUGAAUGUAGAAAUUAAACAAUGAACUCACAUAGAUACUGUCAGGGAACUGCCAUCGGAGCUGGAAGCGGAGGGAAGGCUCCAAAGGGAUGGCGGAGAGGGUCCCAGUAGGGAGAGAGGGAGCCCGUCUGCUGGGGAAGGAAAUCAGCGUAACACCAGUAGAGAAGGGGGGCAGAUGGGGGAAUCGGGAGGAGGCUCCAAGACUCCUCGCCGGAGACCAGCGGAGAGAGUACGGGUACUCCACUGCCCACACCCUCCCUGCGCAGAAGACUUCCGCGCAGGGAGAGUAGGAGGAGACUUGGCGUCAAGGAAUUUUUGUGCUGGAAGAUGUUUAAGAAACGCCCACUGCCAGCGACUGAGACAGUCACGAUGCUGGAGGCUGUUCAGUCAGAAAGGGUUAACCAGGUAACCUAGCCAGGAGUGGCGGCAACUUAUGCACGAGCAACCCCUAAACCCACUACAGAUACAUUGCUGAUUACAAAGACUGGUAGGCUGGCUGGCUAGACAUAGAAAAGAAGAAAGGCUUAUGCUUGUGGCUGCUUUAAUCUUGUGCUUGCAAAUGGAAGAAAAAGUACCUCAGCCUCAGAAAAGAGCAUCAAGUAACAUGCAACUGGUUGGCUCAGAUUGAAAAGCUUUCUUCUGAUUGGUUGGGAAGUCUCUUCAUGGUUCUUGCCUAAUGCUAUGAAACAAGAACAGAAUGUAUCCAAAUGUGAUACAUUAUAUUAAAUAUGAAUGAUAAGGAACAUAAGAGAUUGAGCUACAUCUUUUUUUGGGGGGGGGCCUCCACUUGUACUAAGUGAAGAACUUCCAUUGAUCCCUAACUAACAUAAAAACACCUAUAUAAAAAGGCAAAUUAAUAUGUGACUCAAACAUCUCUAGGAGCAGCCCCAGGGAAGAAGCUGCAUUAUUAUUAUUAUUAUUAUUAUUAUUAGGGGGAUCCCCAUCAGCUUCUCUGCCCAUGUGUAGCCAGUGGUAAUGGGAUCACUGUCUUUUAUAGCACUGUUACAGUACAGUCAUACCUUGGUUUUCGAACGCCUUAUGACUCGAAUGUUUUGGUGAGUGUUCCGCUUUGCAAACGUUUUUUGGAAGCCGAACGUCCAACGCAGCUUCCGCGGCUUCCGAUUGAGUGCAGGCAGCUCCUGCAGCCAGUCGGAAGCUGCCCCUUGGUUUUCAAACGUUUUCGAAAGGCGAAUGGACUUCCGGAACAAAUUCUGUUUGAGAACCAAGGUACAACUGUAUAUCUAAAGUAGAAUAUGCUCAUAAGGUAUCUCAUCUAAUCUUGUAAUUCUUAGUUUUAGUUUUGUCUUCUGAGAAACAAAUCAGAGUCUAUAGGAAACUUUGUUCCUAUGUGUCUUGUUAUAUUAUAUGAACUGUAGUGGCAUCAUCAAAUUCAUGAAGAGCUAGGUGUAGUCUUGUAUUGUCCAAGACAAAAGUUGAUUCUGUCCUUCCAAAGACAUUAUGGCAAACUGGGUAGUAGCAGUGUGUUGAGUGGAUUUUGGCCAAGUGAGACAUUCCUCACUGUAUAUUGUGUAAGUAAAGAAAUGCUUCAUAUUAAAUUCUGUCCCCUCCCCCUCAAAAUGCAGCUCCAUAAAACUUAGUGUGCUAACACAGAAAUACUUUUAAAAAAAUAAAUAAAUCAAAACACACACCACAAUAUUGAACAAAGAUAAUUUUGCAAGCUUUAGACAGAACCCAUCUUGGUAGCCUUUUAAAAUAAUAAUAAUACAAAGAAUAGAAAAAGACAUUUUGCAUUCUUUCUUUAUUGACAGUGACAUAAUUAUGUCAUGCUAUCUUAAUUCAGCACAGUAAAGAGUUCUAAACAGUUGUGGUAUAAGCUUAGAACUGAGCAGUAUUCAUAGAAUCAUAGAAUCAUAAAGUUGGAAGGGACCACAAGGAGCAUCUAGUCCAGGCUUCCUCAAACUCGGACCUCCAGUUGUUUUGAGACUACAAUUCCCAUUAUUCCUGACCACUGGUCCUGCAAGGUAGGGAUCAUGGGAGUUGUAAGCCAAAAACAUCUGGAGGGCCGAGUUUGAGGAAACCUGCUAGUCCAACCACCUGCAAUACAGGAAUCUUUCGCUCAGUGUGGGGCUCAAAUCCACAACCCUGAAGUUAAGAGUAUCCUGCUGUACCAACUGAGCUUGAAGUGUUUGAAAUUCAUUUGAAUUUCAGAUAAAACUUAUUCUUAUCAAAAGUACAUAUCAAAUUGUAGGUGGCUGUUCUCACACUAUCUUUAAUGUUUUAUGGAAAAUAUGAGAUACUUUCUUUACUGUUCAUUGUGUUUUCUGUUUUAUGCACUAGUAUACAUAUGAAACCAAUGUUCAUUAUUGAUGCUCGGUACAGUUAUACAGUGGAACUUGAAGAGCAUGAACCGUUGACUCUGAGCAAACAACACCAGUUCCGGAAAGUUUGAUCAGUUACCUUUAAACUAACCUGGAUUUGAGACGGAUUUCAGCAGAUUAACUGCAUUCUAUUCCAGCAGCAGCAAGAGUCCUGUGGCCCUGUAAAUUUAACUGAUUUGUACUAAUUAAAGCUUGAUAAGCACCAGAGAGUUAAACUUUUACCCUAAUUGUUGUAAUCCGCUUUUGCUUACAAAGCUUUCUGCAGCGGUAAACUGAUUUGCAGCACAAUCCUGCACAACUACUCAAAUGUAAAUCCUGUUGAGUUGAAUGGGACUUACAACCCAAUAUAUUUAUAUUGGGUUGCAGCCAUAGGGUGAUGCCAAGCUGUAGUCAUACUUGGAGCAGACCCUUGAAAUCAGUGGACUUAUUGAUCUCUAUGUAUUCGGAGUAUGGUUAAUGUUGGCUGUUAUCUGUAGCAUUUAACAUUUGAAAAGACAGUAUGCUAGGUGAUCAUGAAAACGGCAUUUUAAAGAAAUAAAGCCAAAGUGACUCAUACAAGAAGUGCCAAAGUGACUCAUUCAAGUAGUGUUGCACAUAAUUGGUGCUAGCAGUCUACAGGAAGGAGCUAUACUCUCUCUGCUUACCCUUCUGCUGGUUCUACUGGAAUGUCAUCUUUAGGAAGCUUAUAUCUGACAACAGCUGGUCAAGGCACAUUAAUGAAAGAGAACUUGCUGUCUCCUUUCCAUCGUGUCUGGUGUGGCUGGCUGUUAAACGGUAUAGUGGCAAAGGAAAAACCUUGUGGCAGGUUUUCUCAUGGGAACAAUGGAAGGGCCUUGAUCUGGUGGUGGUUGUCCUACAAGUGCAAGAGUGAUUCCUUUGGUAAUCUAAAAAGAUGCAUUAGUGCUUAUAGCAUGUCUGUUCCCUGUAUGUGUGUGUAGUAUAAAUUAAUAUAAAACUCCCCUAUAUUCUGUUCUUUGUUUAUGUAACACCUAAAAUGACACCACCAUUAAUAAUAAUAAUAAUAAAAAUUAAUAAUAUACCACCCUAUACCUGGAGGUUUAAAGGGGCACUGAUCACCUCCCUGGCCCAGCCAACUGUUCCCUUCUUGCUGGUUUUUAUCAGCCAAGAAGGGCAAGGGUCUAGAGCGCAAGUGGUCACCCUGACUUAUCUGAGCACCUUGUCCACAUCUUUGAGUCUUACCAACUGAAACUCAUCCAACACAGGACUAGACUGUGCUCUGGACACCCCAUGAGAUUCAUCUGCUAUAACAGCAGAGUCAAGGUCUUAGUGGAUGCAAGCGAUUUUAUCCUCAAAAUGCUUUGCAAACAAAUCACAGCAAGCUACUGUUGGUUUUAUCACCUCCUUUGGGCCAUCCUGUACAACCUGGAAAAGUGCUGCCAGACGCCAUGAUGAUGAUGCAAUGGAGGCAGCAAAGUAUGCCUUCUUUACUGCUUUCACUGCCACUGGGUAGGCUCGAUAAUGAGCCCUUACAUUCAUUCAGUUGCAUUCAUUCAGAUCUUUCCUCCACUUGAGUUCAAGCCAUCUCCCAGCUUGUUUCCUCACCCUAAGCUCUGGAGUAUACCGGGAGGGUCAAAUGGGCUCCACAAAGUGGGAGAGGGCACUUGCUUGCUCCCCCCACCCUUAGUGAGCCCUUCUUAAUACUUUUAUUUUCUGUUACAUACUUCAGUUUACUGUUUACAGGAUCCUUGAAUAAGCCAGAAGUGUUCUGAGACUUUGACAAGUUCUUGAUUGGGAUCCAUAAGCCCAAACUUUUGUGCUUGAUUUUAUGGAGCUUGUUGACCUAGAUCAGGGGUCAGCAAACUUUUUUAGCACGGGGCCAGUCCACUGUCCCUCAGACCUUGUGGGGGGCUGGACUGUAUUUUUUUUGGGGGGGGAAUGAACAAAUUCCUAUGCCCCACAAAUAAUCCAGAGAUGCGUUUUAAAUAAAAGCACACAUUCUACUCAUGUAAAAACAUGCUGAUUCCCGGAUCGUCCACGGGCCGGUUUGAGAAGGCAAUUGGGCUGCAUCUGGCCCACAGGCCUUAGGUUGCCUACCCCUGAGUUAAGCAAUCUGAAUCUCUUUUGCUUUUAAGCACAAAGGACUUAAAAGAAGGAAUACCGUGCCAAAACUGUCAUAACCAAUCACAAAUAAUCCAGAGUUGUGUUUUAAAUAAAAGCACACAUUCUACUCGUGUAAAAACACGCUGAUUCCUGGACCAUCUGCGGGCCAGAUUUAGAAGGUGAUUAGGCUGGAUCCGGCCCCCGGGCCUUAGUUUGCCUACCCAUGACCUAGAUGUUGUCUUGUCCAAGUUUAAUGGAUGUAUUUGUUGUACAUGUGGUUUUUAAACACACAAAUUAUAAAAUGAUGCUCCUCAUAGGAGAUGGUGGUCACUUUAAAAGAGGGACAGUUAUAUGGAAUUCUUUUGUAGAAUAAGAAUUCUGCAGACCAGUUUCUGGAGAUUCUUUCAGUUGUGAUGGGGAAAAAAGAGAGCUCUAACUUCCAAAUUACUUGUAUUCUGGUGAGGUUAAACUACGGAAAGCUUGAUAAGCAAUCUUAAUUAUUAAAACUUGCAUGAUGGAUUUUACUAGUUCUUGAAAGGACACUGGCUGCAGAACAGGCCUGUUUGGUCAAUUGAACUCCAAAACAAUGAGUGCGUGCUAUUUCUUAUCCCUGCUCCUUAGAGGUUUACUAGACUUCCUUAUUGCCUGUAGACUAGAGAAGAAGCGGAGACUAGAGCAUGAGUCUGAAAAGUUUAAAUGGCCAAUCUCUGUUGGUAUAGUGAUGAAUUGAAACACUAAUGAAACUAACAGAAGAGUCAUGGAAGAAGAUCGGGAUAGCCAAGAAUCAGAGGGUGAUGUAAGUUAAGUGAAUAUUUAAAAAUUUCUGUGUUAAAGUGCUUCUUUCUUUCUUUCUUUCUUUCUUUCUUUCUUUCUUUCUUUCUUUCUUUCUAGCUUCAAAGGUGUCCAUCACAAAUUACCUGAGCCUAUCUGGUGUUUGACUCACAUUAUCUGCUCUUGAGUGGCUACCAUGCCCUCAAAUUUCAUACAGUUCUGUAAAAAAAACCAAAAAAAACAUAGCACUGUGUGUCUCUCUCUGUGUAUACGUAUGUGUACAAUAGAUAUAUGCAGUGCUUUUUUCCUUAAAAAAAAUGUUUAGGGGUACUCUCAUUUUCCUGCUCAUAUUGAAAUACUGCCCCUCAAUGAGGCCAAACUUAGAUUCACAAAAUGUUUAGGGGUAUGCGUACCCCUGGGUCCCCCCAGAAAAAAAGCACUGGAUAUAUCCCUGUAAUAGUGAAUGUGGGCAGUACAAAGCUUCAGAUUUUUCAAAUCGGAAUUUGGAGUAGAUAUCUUGGUUAAUAAGCGUUCAUUUUAUUUAAAAUGCCCAAAUGAAGUGUUGUUGCCUUGUACAGAGAUAGGAUUGCAUUGUUGUGUGUUGGAGCAAGAUAAGAAAUGUUUAGAUGGCAGUAAGUGGGCUAAUUGCAUAUUGAUAAGGCAGUCUCAGAACUGCAAGAUUGCAUUACAAGCUGACAUAAAUCUCUGUCUUUGCAUUGUGCAAAGAGACCUUGUCUAUACUAGGCACUAUUACUGGAUCAGUGAAUAUAGGACGUAAGAGUAUGGGCGAUUAGGAACAACAUGCAAUAGUUGAGGUGUGUGUGGGUAGACUUUCCAUAUUCUUUCUUGCCAAUAAACAAAUAGGCCCACAGUAGGAAAUAUUUCAGACUCUGAGCUAUUUAGCCAGUUAAGAAUUCAAGUGUAGCUCCAUGGUCAAAAGGUAAAUGCCUGCACACAUGACAAAUGCACACAGAGGUAUAAUGUUCUCUGAUGUGCUGGUGAGGCCAAGGUUUUUAUUAGUGUGCAGUUGGAAACAAAAUGUGCAUUUGGGGGGAAAAUUGUGCAGUUGGAAAGCUGAUAAUGUGCGGCUGGAAAAGGGGGGGUGGUUAGACACAUUAGGCAUAUGUGUUUAUAAAGCACUUAAAUUACAGGCAAAAUCAGGGGCAGCAUGUACGCAAAUUAUAUAAAGGUGGAUUGUGCUCAGUAUCCAUACUUAAACUGUCUAACCAUAUUGAAACACCUCCUUCUUUUGGGCUGGUAUUUCCUUUUCUGAACAUUCGUCUCUGGGAAGAUUACCAGUAUGCUUUGCUGUAUUUGUAUCCUUGUAUUCUUUUUUGUGCCUGCUAAGUUGCUGAACUAAGGCAGAUUGAUAAAUGAAUCAUCACUGUAUUGUAGAUAGGAACUACGGACUCCUGUGGAGAAACUGCCACUGAUGCAGAGUGUAAGCAAGAAGUAAAGCAUGUUCAGCCUCUUUUCCCUUCUUCUUCUUCUUCUUCUUCUUCUUCUUCUUCGAAGUGUGGAGUGACUGGUGAGGAAUUUGUACAGUUGGAAAAUCGUUUACAAAAUAAAACUAGGCUAGACCUCAACCUAUACCAGAACUUGGCUGCAGAACCAAUUUCAGUUCUUAGCUAUAGUGUUUGUGGAGGGGGCAGAGAGAGAAGUGGGAGAAGUCAUGCAGCUGUGCAUAUACAACAUUUGUUUUCAACACAAACUAAAACACUUCUGUUUUACCCAAUCAUUUACUUUUAUUAUGUAUACUUUUUCUUAAAGUUUGUGACUUAUAUGUCUAUUUGGAAAAAUAUUUGAAAGCUGUGGCUUUUGUUAAGACAGUAUUGGAUCAGAGGAACAAUGGCUAUAAAUAGCAAAACAACGGGGAAGCGUAUUUAAAGAUAUUUCUCACCCCUUGAAACAGCAGUUUCUGCAUGGUAAACUGAAUAUUUUGCUGUGCAGAAUUUACUACCGCAACUUGGAUGUGAAAUAUUAUUUACUUAAAGCCAUGAGGCAGUUGACCUGAAUUCCAUUUCCUAGCCUCAGAACAUUUCUCUUAAGUGACUGCUGUUUUCACAGAAGAAAAAUGAAUCGGGAGACUUCUCAAACUUUACCAUUUUGCCAAUAGAGGGUGCUGUGGACCUUUUGAUCUCUCUAUUUCAAAAGACUAAUGUUAUAGCUAAUGUAGAAUGGUAAUAUAGCUAAAUCAUGACUUCCAAUAUUUGGUUUGAUAACAACUCAAAAAUUUUGGGGAGAAGUAAUUAUUUGCCAGCUCACAUAAAGGCAGAAUGUAAAUAUGCCUAUGCAUUUCUCUUACGUUAUUUGAAAGCUGUAGUCAGUUUUCCGUUUUUUUGGAGGUAAGUCAUUAAACCAAGCCUGUACAGUGGUGCCUCGCAAGACGAAAUUAAUUCGUUCCGCAAGUUUUUUCUUCUUGCGAGUUUUUCGUCUUGCGAUGCACGGUUUCCCAUAGGAAUGCAUUGAAAAUCAAUUAAUGCGUUCCUAGGGAAACCGACUUCAGACCAGGUCCGGGGACAGUCUGUCCCCCGACCUCUUCUGAAGGCUGGGGGGGGGGACAAGGGCUUUUCUUCCCACCCACCCCAGCAUUUUAAAACCCCGGGACAGCGGAGGGCUUCUCCGCUGUCCGGGCGAUCUUAAAAUGCUGGCGGGCGGCAUUUAAAAUUGCCCCGGGACAGCGGAGGACUUCUCCGCUGUCCGGGGCAAUUUAAAGCCCCUGGGAAGGCAGGCAGGGGGACAAAGACUUUUGCCCCCGCCAGCCUUCAGAAGAGGUCCUGGACCUCUUCUGAAGGUUGGCGGGGCGAAAGUCUUUGUCCCCCCACCUGCCUUCAAAAGCUGUCCAGCCAAGGCUUCGCGGACCUCUCCGCAAGCAGCGGCAGCACUGCCGCUGCUGCGGAGAGUUGCCGGCAUGCCGAAGCCUGCGCGCGCUGAGAUCAGCGCGCCCAGGCUCCGCGGACCUCUCCGCGAGCAGCGGCAGCGCUGCCGCUGCUUGCGGAGAGUUGCCGGCAUGCCGAAGCCUGCGCGCGCUGAGAUCAGCGCGCCCAGGCUCCGCGGACCUCUCCGCGAGCAGCGGCAGCGCUGCCGCUGCUUGCGGAGAGUUGCCGGCAUGCCGAAGCCUGCGCGCGCUGAGAUCAGCGCGCCCAGGCUUCGCGGACCUCUCCGCGAGCAGCGGCAGCGCAGCCGCUGCUUGCGGAGAGUUGCCGGCAUGCCGAAGCCUGCGCGCGCUGAGAUCAGCGCGCCCAGGCUCCGCGGACCUCUCCGCGAGCAGCGGCAGCGCUGCCGCUGCUUGCGGAGAGUUGCCGGCAUGCCGAAGCCUGCGCGCGCUGAGAUCAGCGCGCCCAGGCUUCGCGGACCUCUCCGCGAGCAGCGGCAGCGCUGCCGCGGCUUGCGGAGAGUUGCCGGCAUGCCGAAGCCUGCGCGCGCUGAGAUCAGCGCGCCCAGGCUCGCGGACCUCUCCGCGAGCAGCGGCAGCGCUGCCGCUGCUUGCGGAGAGUUGCCGGCAUGCCGAAGCCUGCGCGCGCUGAGAUCAGCGCGCCCAGGCUUCGCGGACCUCUCCGCGAGCAGCGGCAGCGCUGCCGCUGCUUGCGGAGAGUUGCCGGCAUGCCGAAGCCUGCGCGCGCUGAGAUCAGCGCGCCCAGGCUUCGCGGACCUCUCCUGCCUUCAAAAGCCGUCCGGGAUAGCGGGAAGCGCUUCCCUGCUAUCCCGGACUGCUUUUAAAAUGCUGGCGGUGGGGAGCAAAGCCUUUCGGCCCCCGCCAGCCUUCCUGGACCUCUUCUGAAGGCCGGAGGGGGGGGGAAGGCUUUGCUCCCCACCGCUAGCAUUUAAAAGAGGUCCCCGGAGAUUUCCCUAUGGGCUUUCGUCUUGCGAAGCAAGCCCAUAGGGAAAUUGCUUUAUGAAGCGCCUCCAAAACGGAAAACCCUUUCGUCUAGCGGGUUUUCCGUCUUGCGAGGCGUUCGUCUUGCGGGGCACCACUGUAUAUAUUACAUAGACCAUGCCCCACAACACUUUGGGUAAGCCAGACUCAGACUGAAAAUAUCCACCCAAACAUCAUAUAGAUCUGUGCAUUUUAAAGAGUACUCAUAAUAUCAACUGCUGCAUUGCCUAAAAUGUCAGUUAGAGCUCAUAUAUAGUUAAUGCAUAUCCUUGUGAGUAAUAAUACUUAACUUUUAUAUAGAACAUUUCAAGUGUUCAGAGUGCUUCACAUAAUCAAGUCUUACAUUGAGAUUAGAUAAAAGAGGCUUUUGCUGGAGUAAAUGGCAGAUCACUUCUUUGAAAAGCAGUAACUUCAAGUCCCUGUCAGGGAAAAAGUCGGGAUAUAAAUAAAUAUAAAAUAACAAUAAUAACAACAACAACAGCUGAGGAAGAUUUAUUGGGCAGCGGAGGCAGUAUGUUGAUUCUUUCUGCUCUUCUUUCCUCUCUGGGAACACAGGGUAGAAGCAUAGUAAGUUAGCCUCUGAAGCUGUUCUCCUGCUCUGGCCAGCUAUUGGAAAUGCUGUUGAAACGGAACCAAUCCCUUUCCUUCAAAGUUCAAAUUGCUUUCCGAAGACUCAUUAACACGAUCCCUCAGUGUGCAAUCUCUGGCCAAAAUUAUUAUUUUCAGUUUUGCUAUGAAACCUAGAACCCAGCUUUCAUAUUCUGUCCACCUGCCAACCUAGCAGUUUGAAAGUGCACCUGUGCAAGUAGAUAAAUAGGUACUGCUGUGGCGGGAAGGUAAAUGGUGUUUCCGUGCGUUCUGGCUUCCAUCAUGGUGUUACGUUGUGCCUUUACCUUUUACCCACCUGGAAUACUCUUGCAGUAUCAACGUUGAAUGAAUUUUCGUUUACACUAAUUCAGUAACUCCUUGGAUUUAUUAAUUUAUGCAACACACAUAAAUACUUUAACAAGCUUGCAGUAUAGCCUGUGAUGUCUCACUCAAGUCUCAGUUAUAGUAUGCUAAUUUGAUUUAGGCUGCAAUCCUGUGUGCCCUUAAUCCGCUUGCAGUGAAUUAAUUGGAAUCAUGUAAUGCACUUCCCAUAACACGGACUGAGUUCAUUUUGCACAGUAUUUGUUGACAGUGGUUACCCUACGUUCCUCUUCUUUCAAGAUUCUUGUAGUUUUUGAAAUUUUAGAAGUAGAGCGUUUUCCACUUCUGUAACGUAAUUGCUCAGCUUUCUUAUUUAAUACAGUAUUAAUUUAUAACAUUUAACAAGGACUUCUGUUGCUUUUUAUAAAUGAUAAUAAAAUGGACAAUUAUUAUAAACCUAAACAGCAUCUUAAAAAGCAGAGACAUCACCUUGCCGACAAAGGUCCGUAUAGUUAAAGCUAUGGUUUUCCCAGUAGUGAUGUAUGGAAGUGAGAGCUGGACCAUAAAGAAGGCUGAUCGCUGAAGAAUUGAUGCUUUUGAGUUAUGGUACUGGAGGAGACUCUUGAGAAUCCUAUGGACUGCAAGAAGAUCAAACCUACCCAUUCUUAAGGAAAUGAGCCCUGAGUGCUCACUGGAAGGACAGAUCCUGAAGCUGAGACUCCAAUACAGUGGUACCUCGCAAGACGAAUUCCUCGCAAGACAAAAAACUCGCUAGACGAAAGGGUUUUUUGUUUUUUGAGCUGCUUCGCAAGACGAUUUUCGCUAUGGUCUUGCUUCGCAAGACGGAAACGUCUUGCAAGUUUGUUUCCUUUUUCUUAACACCGUUAAUACAGUUGCAACUUGACUUCGAGGAGCAACUCAAAGAAUGCGGUGUGGUAGCCUUUUUUGAGGUUUUUAAAGACUUUGGUGAUUUUUGAAGCUUUUCCAAAACUUUCCCGACACCGUGCUUCGCAAGACGAAAAAAAUCGCAAGACGACAAAACUCGCGGAACGAAUUAAUUUUGUCUUGCGAGGCACCACUGUACUUUGGCCACCUCAUGAGAAAAGAAGACUCCCUGGAAAUGACCCUGAUAUUGGGAAAGAUUGAGGGCACAAGGAGAAGGGGAUGACAGAGGAUGAGAUGGUUGGACAGUGCUCUCAAAGCUACUAACAUGAGUUUGACCAAACUGCGGGAGGCAGUGGAAGACAGGAGUGCCUGGCGUGCUCUGGUCCAUGGGGUCACGAAGAGUCAGACAUGACUAAACGACUUAACAACAACAAAAUUUGUAUACUGCCCUUCAUCUGUAGAUCUCAGGGUGGUUCAGAGCCUAAAAAUACAAGGUAAAAAAAACACAAAAGGCAUUAUAAAAGCAAGAACAGAAACAAACGAAUAACCCCCACUCCCUACCACCACCUGCCACAAACACAGUUAAAAGAGUAUAUAGGGUGUCAACCACAUUUUCUCCUGGCUCCUAAGGGUGUAUAAUGAGGGCGCUUGCCAAGCCUCCCUGGGGAGAACAUUCCACAGAUGGCGAGCCACUGCAAAAAAGGUGGCAGUUGUGUGUUUAUCUCCACAUUUCAGUUGUCUUAACUGUAGUGUGUGCAUCUGUGUGUACUCUGUAUUCAGGAUGUAGAAAAAUUAGACAUUCAAGGUCUAUAUAAUACAUGUUCACUUCAGACUAGUGAUUUAACAGCAUCCUGUGUCCUAAAGAUGGCCAAUUUGGAUUGCCACUUGGACCACGAGACUGUAAGUGUAUUGGAAGCUGGUGUUUUGUCACGCUCUGUAAGACAGGGAUUGUUUUCUCAUCUGUUUGCCCACCCUCCACUACCUAGGCAGUGUUGGUCUUACCACCAACUUUUGAAGUCCUUUUAAAAGAGUCAGCAAACAUGUGAGUGGGGUGUUUGGAGCUGUAGACUUUGUGUACUUGGACUUCCAGAAAAGCCCUUGACAAAAGCCUUUGCAAGGGUUCCUGAGUCAACUUACUAGCAGUGGAAUAAGACAAUGAGUCCUUUAUGGAUUAGUAACUGGUUAAACUAUAGUAUGCAGAGUCUGAGUAGAAGUCAGUGAUUAGUUCUCACAACAGAAGGAAGAAGUUAGAUUGCCAAGGAAUCUGUACAGUGGAACCUCUACUUACGGACAUAAUCCGUUCCGGAGGUACGUCUGCUGGUUGAAACGGGAUGCUAGAAGAGGUGUCUUGUGUGCGUGCGCAUUCGGUGGUAGCGCGUUUCUGCGCGUGCGCAGAUGGCAGAAGCCACUUCUACACAUGUGCGAAUUGCAGCAAACCUGGUGUCUACUUCCGGGUUUUUCCGCGAACUCAACUUGGAACAUCCGCGAGACGAGGCGUAUGUCGAGGUUCCACUGUAUUUGGGUGGUCACUUUUUAACUUACUUAUUUGCAUAAGAUACCAAAUUUAGGAUGAUAAAAAUAAAAAAUGGCUUAUGAAGAGCUCCAAAAGGAUUUCUCCAAAAUGAGUGAACAGGCAAAUACAGUUCAAUGUAAGGAAGUGUAAGGUGAUGAGCAUUGGUGCAAAAAACUUAAAUUCACAUAUAUAAAGUAGUACCUCACAUUACGUAAACUUCAGGAUAUGAACGCGGUAAACCAAGAAGUAUUUUUUCAGGUUUCGCCGCAUGCCCAAAAGCGCUCUACUGUGCCACGCGCAUGUGCAGAACAGGCACCUCCGGUAGCAAAAACCUUGGGAUCCAAGUGGCGCUCCGGAACUGAUCCCGUCCGCAAGCGGUGAUACCACUGUACACAGAUCGGAUAUAAACUGACAGCAGCUAACCAGGAAUUAGAUCUUGUAGUCCUGAUGGCUAUCUUAGUUAAAACAUCAACUUAGUGUGUUGUGCCUUUGAAAAAGGUGUACGUAUAGUCAAACCUGGGUUUUUAAAUGUCUUAGGCUGCCAAACGUUUUGAAAACUGAACGCUGAAAACCCGGAAGUGAAUGGUUCCAUUUUUGAACUCGCCUCGGAAGUCGAACAGCUUCUGAAGUGUGUUUCUCAAUUUUCCUCAUUGAAUUACUGACAGCCCUUUGAUCCUCGGUUUUCGAACAUUUCAGAAGUCGAACAGACGUCCAGAACGGAUUAUGUUCAAAAACUGAGGUUCCACUGUACUGCAUGUUAGGAAUCAUCAGAAAAAGAACUUUUUCUUGAUAGAAAACCAAGAGUCAUCUAAGAUGUAGAGUUGGUGGGAGAUUCAGGACAGAAAAAAGGAAUACAUACAUUGCAUAGGUCAAUAUGGAAUUACCAGUUGAUUAAAUGACUUUAGAAGGGGUUUCAACAAAUUCACAGAUUAAUGGUAUAUGUGAUUACUUGUCACGAUGGCUGUUUCCUUAAGAAUCAGAGGCAGCAUGACUCUGAAUACCAAUUGCUGGGGGAAAGUGGUAAUAGAGGGUUGUUGUUUUCCUGUGGACUUCCCAUAGGACACUGGGGGAAACGGGAAUCACCUGAAGUAGAUAGGUGUUUGCUCUAAUGUAGCAGAGCUUCUCUUAUGUAUCUGCCACCACAAGAGUGUUGUUGCUGCAAGAGGCAAGCAGUUAGUGACACUCCUAACAGGCCUCUGGACUCAAUGCAACUUUUGAGGGAAGAGCAAGGUAUUGUAGAUGAGGUGGGCUCAGACAUCAUCCGUGCCACCUCUACUUUCUGACAACUGGCAAAUCCUAUUGAAAGUUUAACUUUCUGGCAAGGACAGAGGCCCACACUGUUUCUGGGACCCUUUCCUUAGAGUGUGGCAUGGAUGGCUCUCCAAACAGCGCCUGCAGGUUAAGGAGGAGGGGUGGCAGAAGAUAGUGGGGACAGCAGAAGGCAGCAGCAGCCAACUUCAGACUGUUCAAUGUGUUGCAUUGCUUCUGCUCUCCUUUGCAAUAGUGCAUGAGUGCAACUGUUCUAGACUUAAUUUCUACUCUGUCACCCCAUUUUGGGGGUGGGGAGGAUCUGAAUAACCUGUUUGCAACAUGAAGACUAUCUGGAAGCACCUUCAGAUGGACUGUCUGUAAAUAUUGGUUGCAUAUGUCUUCCUUAGGCUGCUGGUAUUAUUAGAAGCCUCAUUACUGUCUUUAUCACUCUCCUUAGGCUUCAUGAAUGUUGAUUGCCUGAGUCACUGAAAUCUGUUGUGGGUUUGUUAUUCUGCCUAAAGCAUGUUUCAAAAUAAUGCCUUGCUGCAUUUCGUUGUCAAGAACUCAAAGAAAUGGAGCUAAGAAAUGGUGUGCUGAUGCUCUGUGAAUGCUUUAUUUAUAAAGUGUGCUCAUUUUACACCCAAUAAGACUUUCUGGAUCAAAAUACUUGGAAUCUGUUUCAGGAAUAACUGUGAGGGUGUUGUGGUAUUAAAUCUAUGGUAGUCUAGUGAAAGUAGCCUAAUGGGUUUUGUAGCAUUGUACAGUCAUACCUCAUGUUACAUCCGCUUCAUGUUACGUUCUUUCAGGUUACGUCCGGCGGCGACCCGGAAGUACCGGAAAGGGUUACUUCCGGGUUUCGCCGCUCAUGCAUAAGUGCAAAAUGACGUCACAUGCAUGCGCAGAAGUGGUGAAUCACAACCCGCGCAUGUGCAGAUGCACCACUGCGGGUUGUGCUCUUUUCAUGUUGUGAAUGGGCCUCCGGAACGGAUCCCGUUUGCAACCAGAGGUACCACUGUAUCAGUCUUUUGGAAUCUUCACUUAAUUUGAAAGCAGUGCACCCUGGGCCAGAUUCAACCCAGUAGUUGUCCUAGUGGAAGCCAUCGCAAUAAGUCCUGCUAGCUCAUCAGGAGUUCCAUCAGCUGUCCAUCCCCACACCCUCCUCAAAUUUGUUUGGGAGAGUCUGGAAAACCCCCUGAGCAGCUUGUGGUGGUGAAGGGAGAUAGUUCCAUCUAUCCAGAAGAAAUGCUUGCACUGAUAGAACAAUCCCCUCAAUGCAAUAUUGAACUCAUCCCACUGCAUUUAGGUAGGUGCUUGUCAAAUAACACAAUUUCCUUGGUGUAGCUCCUCUUCUUCCUUCUCAGGCUGCUGAUGAGGGCUUAAAUGCCCUAUUAAAAAGUAUCAUUUCUUUAUCUGAAGCUUGAACUAUUAACCUUUUAAAUACUCUCUGUGCCUCUCUGUAAACCUGUAAUGGUAAUGUCUAGCUAACUAGUUUAGAAAUAUGUAAUAUAGUGGAUCUUGAUAAUUGAAGUUUAAUAUGUACCCUGAUUUUAGAAGAAGAAGAAAGGCUGAGAUCCCUGUUUCUGAAAAGGGAAAAUCUAUAUUGUAAUUGAAAAAGAGCAUGGUAUCUUAAUCUUUUGCCCUAGUCCACUAUCAGAUGCAUGAACUGGUCAUGUGUAUGCAAAGAUAUGUGAUUAAUAAUAAUAAUAAUAAUAAUAAUAUGAACCCAACAUUGAAGGAAAGAGCAAGAUUUUGCAGGUGAACGAGCAAAAGUAGAUAGGAAAACAGAGUGGCCACUCUGCUUUUUGGAAGGGACAGUUUCUGGAUUUGUAUCUCCAUUAUGUGGCCUGCUGCCAUUGAUGAUCUGAUUUGGAUAUAGGUGAUAUCUGUAAGCAAGAAUAGGCCUACCACUCAGGACCUGGAAGAAAAAGAAAUAAUACUUCAGAAGGGACUAUAGGUUGUUGUCCUGAAAAUGUUUUGGCAUAAAGUGGUAGAUGACAAAUGGAGUUUGUAGUCUUUUUCUGUUAGGAUUGAUCCAUUAAUAGUUGAUGCCGAUCUGGCCUUCUUGAUCCAUACUUUGAAGUGACACCCCCCCCCCCAGUUGAUUUCAUAUUGUGAUUCUUCUCCUUCACGUUUCCACUCCCUGUGAAUACAUUUCUCAUAUAUUCCCAAUAUAUGUAUAGUGUGGGCCUGUUAAUUGCUGUACAGUGGUGGUAUAUAGUAAUCCUGAAUAAGUAGGAUGUGUAUGUAAUUGGAAGACAGAAGUAAACAAACUUUAGUGUUGAACAGAACAAGGUUCAAGCCAAGUUAUGAGUAACUAGUUCAUGCAAGCAGAACCAUUGGUCAAGAAUUAUGGGAGCUGUAGUCCAAAACAUCUGAAGGGUACCUUGUUGGCUACCCCUGCUCCAGUUUAUUUACUGUGAAAUGAAAUAACAUUGUUUUCUGUAAUGGGCACCGAUGGCUAGAAGAUGACAGAAGCCUGGGGCUUUGCAUCUAGGUGGCUGAUAAGGAACUGGGGCUAGGUUUCCAAAGGCAUGUUUUCUUCUUGUCGAGCUAAUGCUGCUUCAAAGGCUAGCAUUAUUUGGGUGUUUGCUCAACUAGUGUUCUCACUACAAAAUCACCAUAAUAGAUUUUAUAUUCCUAAAGAAGCAAAUUGGCUUUCGGCUUGUAAAGGGUGCCAAAAGGUAUUGCUUACUUUCCAGUUUACCCCAAAAUUUCCAUUUUAUUUGCCGGGGAGGAGGGGGUACAGGAAAAGGCUUCACAAUUUCUGGAAAUUUUGCACAUCUAGUGAUGGCUGUUCUGCAUCCUUUCAGUUGUACCUGGAUAGCAUUUCUUUCUUUGUAUGGUGCUUAGUUUUGAUGUGAUUUUUAUAUUAAGCAAGCAAAAGCAAAAUCCUGUCAACCCAAAUUAAAAUCAAGUGGGUGUUUGGCAUAUUCCAUGCUUUUCAUAUUUCUAAGGAGACACUUGACUAUAUUACAGUGAUGAAAUAUCUUUUACAGUGAGUAAAACUAGAAAAAGUACACGUGUUUUUCUUGUCCAGAAUACUUGUAUGUAAUCAGUGGCAACCUGGUCAGUCAGGUGACAUUUUUAUUACCUGUGGUCAAAGGCCAUUGCAAAAAUUCAAACAGGCUCAAGGCCCGCAACAAAUCAACUUUGCAAAUACAAACAUUGCAAAGCCAGAAUAAAGGAUAAAGAACAAGCAAUAAAACAAAGGAUAAGAAAGCAAUAAAAUGAAUAAUCAAAUUAUAAUCAAAUUGCUGUAUCACCAUGAUAAUUUAUAGCUACCCCUGAAAGCACCUUUCCAUUCAUCCUUUUUAGCAGCCAGUGCAAAAAGACACCUUAUAAGUCAAAGUCAGUAUCUGACAAUAGAUAAGAUUUAUUUGGGGUGAUGGUUUUUGAGGGUAAUCCCAAUAAAUCCAAAUAAAAUAAUACCCAGACACUUAAAACAUGAUUUAAAGUACAUAGGACAAAAUAUGUGGAAGAUCUUCCAUCUCAGUGGUUCAGCAAAGACAGUUCCAUUGAACCAGAGGAAUCCAGUCAUAUUUGCCAUCAGUUGUAGUGGCUGGCAUAGUCUGAAAGAGCUGUAAAGAUCCAAUACUGACCAUCCUCCAUAGCUCAGUUUUUAUAGGUGUCCACCUUGCAGUCACUGACGUGUAUCCACCAGAUAGACACAUGUCUGCUGGAAUGCAGUGGGCUUCCAUUGGUGUUCUUUAUAUUUAGCACAAAGUACAAGCUGCACUUCCAGCUGGGAUCAGCUUCACUUUGGCCUGUGAUUAAACAGUGCUGAAUGUAAGCCUCGCUGCAAAGAAGGCAGAGAAUGCGCAUACAAUGUCAGGUAAGUAAUAGGUGGACAUGGCUGGCUUCACCUCUGCCAUAAGGCCUGCCUGAGGCAAGAGUCACCAAAUAGGGAACUCUGCAAUGAACUACCUUCAUUCCCUGGUCCUGUCCACAGAGCCUGCAGUAAUUUACACCACCAGAAAUGCAGACAGAAUUACAUCCAUCCCAUGGGAGUUGAUGGAAGGGCAGAAAACGAAGAUUUACACUGCCGCCAUCUCAGUUUGUCCUACACAACCCUUUGUCCAGGAGCAGUUAGAAUGCAGCUUAAUUUGUACAGUAGAUAUAUGCACUAACCUAAAGUACAUACCAUAUUUUUCCAUGUAUAUUUUGGGGAACUCCAAUUUAAGAAAACACCCCUCAGCACUACCCGUGUAUAAGACAAGCCCCAAUUUUAAACUUAAUUUUUUGGUAAAAAAAAAAUUGGUAAAAACCCCCAACCUUUUUUAUUUGGUAAAAAAUACGAUUAUUUAGAACUUAAAAAUAGUUUAAAUGCUCAUGUUUGCAACAUUCUCAUGAUAUUAUAGCUGUCUUUUAAAAAAGAAAAUAAGGUAUGCAAGUAAGAGUUCUCAAAAGUAAAUCGGGCUGUGGAUUGAAGCCUGUAAUCCUGUGCAGGAGUAAGCUCCACUGAACAUGGUGAGAUGUGCCUCCACAUAAAUAUGCAUAGACCUGGGUUUCAUGGGGGUUCAAAUGUAAAAAAAGGUUGGAAGGGAAAAGUUCUGGAAUUUUUUCUUUAGUUCUACUUUGGAUCAUGAAAUAUGCAGAGGUAAGAUUGGAUGUAUGAUGCAAGCAAGUACAAUGUGAAACCUAAUUAUCAACCAUUUGUAUUCAGUCCUUUCCCAAGCUAUAGUUGAAAAAUUGUUAAACAGGUUAUACUGGACUUACUACUUCUGUGUUGCUUCAAAGGUUAAUGCGGAGACAGUUGCUUGUUCCAGCAGCUGUUAACCCCAUGCAGCGUUAGGCAAGAGAAUUACACCCGAAAUGGGUUCGUAGUAAAUUGUAAUUCAACUUCAUGUAAUAAAGCAUAGAAUACUUGUGUUCUUGACAUUGCUAAAUAAAUGAAUUGAAGUUAAAAAUAGGGGUUUGACUUUUGCUGCCCAACUCUCCAUGGGAUGCUGAGUCCUCCAACUCCAUAAUCGGUCAGAGAAAAAUGGAUGAAGGCAGGAUUCAGUGGAAAGCAUGGCAGAUAUUUAUUUUUCUGUUGCAACAGAGUUCCCUCCCCUCCUUCCAAGGAGGGAGAGCCCCUGACCAAAAGUUUGCAGGAACCUUUAAAGACUUUUGACAUUGCCCAACCCCCUUAGUCAAAGACCACCCCAAAAUCAUCAUACAUACAUCAUAGGAGGCAGUCUACAGCAGAAAUCCUGUCUGCCAGGAUACUUGAUAAUGGUCACUGAUUGCAUUACCUGGACAGCCUGGCCAUUCUUUCAUGAUGGUGAAUACUUUAGUUCCUGAAUCUAGGUCACAGGCUCACCCUAUUCAUACACAAAUACACGCUUAAGACAGGAUUUGUAAGUGAAAAGACUAUGGGGAAGGAUUUUCCCAUUUCCCUCCCUUACUGCAGAGGAAUAUUUGAGGUAAUUGGGAGCAUCAAAAUGGCUUAAGGAUUGCUCUCCUCUACUAUUUCAGACACAUGGUUUAUAUAUUUAGACAUGUGUGUGUUUAUGAAUAUUUAUUAUAUAUUUGAGACCUUAGAAUUCUUAUAACAGUAUAUAAAGCUGAAGUGAUGGCAACUUUAUGUGCUGUUUUGUUACUCUGAUAAUUUGAGAAAGUGAAGACCUCCGUGUCCAGUGCCAGCCUGACCAUGACAUGGUAUGAAGUCCCCACAACAGUGGGCAGAAUGGAGAAUGUCAAACUUCUCCACUGGGAGCCAGUGUGGUGUAAUGGUUAAGAGUGGUAGUCUCGUAAUCUGGGGAACCGGGUUCGCGUCUCUGCUCCUCCACAUGCAGCUGCUGGGUGACCUUGGGCUAGUCACACUUCUCUGAAGUCUCUCAGCCCCACUCACCUCACAGAGUGUUUGUUGUGGGGGAGGAAGGGAAAGGAGAAUGUUAGCCGCUUUGAGACUCCUUUGGGUAGUGAUAAAGCGGGAUAUCAAAUCCAAACUCUUCUUCUUCUUCUUCUGCUUCUUGUAGACAGCUAUCAAUCCCCUUGCUGGCUGUGUGGUACUUGAAUGAAAGGGAGGCGAAGUUACCUCUUUUCAGAUAUACAAGGCAGAAAAGUACUUUGUGUGACAGACUGGGUCUGAUGUUUCCCUUCAUGCUAGGCAUCUCAAACAAGUGAAAGAACUGCUACUUUCCCAGUCAACUUGUGCAAAUUGUGUGUGCUGCUCAGUCCUUCGGUGUGCAGAAGUUUGGAGUUGGUACUUGAUAUUCCUACAUCACACAAAGCUUCCAGAAAGUGAAAAAGCAGUGCAACUUCCUCUUAUGCUCUCUACACCAAGUAAGAGUAGCUUAGAUGCUCUCCUGUUGUGGAUGGAGAUGAAUGGAUGGCAGUCCUUGAUGCCUCCAAUGGUGAUAAAGCUUGAGCCAGACCUGUCUGUGACUCAGCUGAUCAGAUGCAUCAUGAAUGCAAGAAACUGGUCAAUCAACAAUGGUGAAGAUUUUUAGAAAAACCAAGUUAUACUGUAUGUACUUGGAUUGUAUCAAAAUCUAACAUGGAGUAAGAAGCUAUCACCAGUAUAUCUUUGAAACCACCUUAAUGAUGAACUCAAUUUUUAUGCAAGAAUGUCAGGAAGGAAAACAAAGUUAGCUUCCAUGGCUGAUACAGUAAGAUGUUUGAUGGAAAAAGAGUGAAUAGAUAUAGGGUUGUCUUCAGUGUUGCUGUUUUCUAACGGGAGUAUUUUCUUUCUGAUUCCCUCUCUCCUCUAUAUCCCCCUGUACGCUUCAAAAUCUGACCCAGGAAGUAUGUGGGACCUUUGAACAGCCUGGUAGGUGACACAGGAAGCUUUAGGAGAAAGAGGAAACUUGGGAGGGGGGGGAGAGAAACCCCUUUACCAAAACAAAAUCUUCCACAAAUGGAAAGACAGCAUUGGGGCGGGGGGAUGGGACCAUAGAAAAUGCAUGUAAAAAUGUUUCCAUGUGUUUAACAUCAGGGAUGUUAAAUUACAGUGGUACCUCGGGUUACAGGCGCUUCAGGUUACAGACUUCGCUAACCCAGAAAUAGUACCUCGGGUUAAGAACUUUGCUUCAGGAUAAGAACAGAAAUCAUGCUGCAGCGGCGCAGCAGCAGCGGGAGGCCCCGUUAGCUAAAGUGGUGCUUCAGGUUAAGAACAGUUUCAGGUUAAGAACGGACCUCCAGAACAAAUUAAGUUCUUAACCUGAGGUACCACUGUACUCUGGAAGAGUUAAUAUUUGAUCUUUGGUAUGCUUUGCAAUAAGUAUGGUUAGCAUGGUCACAAUGGCUACGCAGUUCAGCCAUAUUUUAAGAUUUGUCCUUGCUGUUUUCAUUAUAGAUUUCUAGAACAUGCAAUGUGUUUCAGUUAAAUGAUUUAAAAUUCUUAGACCACAUGUAAUAAGCUUCCAUACCCAUUCAGAGUUUCUUAACAUAGCUUCUGAGCUACACAUGUUGAAGGUGGCAGGGAAUGAGUUAAGAAUGUCAUCCUUUCCAGCUUUGAAAACCCUUUAUUUGUAUUGCAUCAGUGCCUAAAGCCUAGACUAGGUUGGGCCCCAUUGUGUGAUGGCUUAUUAAGCAAACACAUAGUAAAUGACCCUGCUUGAACUAGUGCAGCAGAACUAUAUGUGGAUGCUCUGUGCAUGCAAAACCAAAAAGGCUGUAAUAAUUCUGGAUGACGUGCACAUGCACAUGUGUAGUAGUUGGAAAUGUAACCUGCACCUCAUUCUGCUGUUCUGUCUGCAGUCUCUGGUCUAGCAAUUUGGCACUUGCAAGUGGUGUGAAUGCCACAGUAUUCUUACUUCCUCAAGGGCAGACAGAGUUUUGGGGCACAGACAUCAGUCAAAAGUUCCAGUUCUUGAAUUCAGUUUUCCAAGUGAGAUUUUUGUUAGGUAUAAUUUGAAGCAACAGAGUGAAAAGAUUUAAGCUGGUGGUAAAAUAUUCUCCUCUUUAAAUAUUUUCUCUGGCGUGAUGCUGUCUGGGCUCUUGUGAGUGCUGCAACAGACCUCAGUUUCUUGUUAAUCAUUUGCUGCUUUUUUUAGCCCCUUGAAGCAAAGCAAACACCUCUAAUUUGCUUUGGAGUUGAGCAAAGUUGAUGUCAUUGCUGUAGUAUGUGUGGUUGUACCUGAUGAUCGCUCAAAGAGGUGAGACCUCAGCAUGUGAAUAAGAGGAAAUGUGUAGCCAGUAGUACUGGGCACAGCCCUGCAGCUGCUGAGCCCAGAGUAGGAGAGAGUCUUGCUUCCUCUGAGCCAUUGUUAACCAUCUAUCUCCCCACCCCCACCUACCCUCUGAGGCUUGAGCAAGCUAGGCUGCAUUUUGCAACAAGGGCAGAAGAGUAGAUCUUGCAUGUGUUUUUAUAAAGCUGACACCCACAAGAGGGAGGCUGCUUAAAUCUUUGUGAGGAUUGUUUUGGGUGUUUACCCUCUUACCGGUACUUCAGGCACAUGCCUGCUAACCGCACCCUGAAUUAACUAGAGCAGCGAGUCAGUCCCGUCCAAGGCUCAGGUGGUUCCGUGGCAACAUUUAGCUAAUGAAUCUAGAGAGGGGGGUGGUCCAUCUGUCAGGACCCUUCACAGCUGACUCACAGGAAGUGUUAAAAAAGCUUGGCACAAGGGUGAUCAGCUCCAGGAUUCUGCCCCUCCUCUCAUUCCCUCGCUGUCUUUGCCUGCAUGUUUCACAAGCUCGUUUUUUGGAAGAACAAUGAACUGAUUUGAAGUUUUAAGACUGGGAGGGUUCCCCUUGGAGUUCGCCCGUCUAGUAGGCUUCAGGAUGUGUUGCUUGACACAGUUUUAGACAGCUGUCAGUCUGUCUUCUUUGCUCUUUGCUUUUCCCUUCCCGUUCCCCUGGUGGAUUGCUUUGUCUGGAGAAAAAAGGUGACCAUGGUCCAGCGCUUCAGCCUCAGGAGGCAGCUAUCAAAGGUAGGUGACUUCUGCCAUCAAGAUCUGUGGGACUGUCGUCAUUAUCACAUUUCUCUCAUAGAAGAGAAAUCUCUGCUUGUACGGAGGAGGUGGGCGGGGGUCUGGUGUAUUGAGAGGAAGCAGCUCUGCCUUUUGUUCUUCCCUCUAACAGACACAAAGGUUUUUUAGAGCAAAUUGUCCACUGGCAGACAGGGUUUUCCCCCCUUUCUGCAAAUCCAGAGCUAUGGACUCGGGUGAGCCUGCUGCUCUUUUGGCUUUAAUAUCUAGCAUACUUGUGUGAUACAGAAGAAACAAGACUCAUAUUAAUAUACCACAAUAUGAGCUCAAUGGAAAAAGCAAGGUGGAAUGGAACACAUGGACUUUCUGCAUAGGAUAGUAUUUGACUGAUAACCACCUAGCAAAACAGAGGGAAGCUGCUGCUGCCUCUUCAAAAGUAUUAGUCAGGAAGAACAAAGGAAUUGUUCUAAAGAAAUUCUGCUGCUUAAUAUUUUCCAUCUCUUUUGUGUGUUAAGAUGGCUUUUUGAAAAAUGGGUAUUUUUCCAAAUUUGGACAUGUAGUUAAGUUUAUUCUGUAAACCUAUCCUUUAGUUGCUUUCUCUUUUAAAAAAAAUCAAAAAAGGUUAAAAGCUGAAUAAAAUGAGGGCCUUAAAUACCUUUUGGAUAAGACAGAAUUUAGUUAUGAAUCAAAUACUGUGGACAUCAUCUGAAUUAUAGGGUCUUGGGCCUCAAGCUUUAUACCCAGUUUGGAUUUAUUGAAAAAAAUGAAACAAACCCUUAUUCUGUACCUCUUUCACUAAAAUGCCUGUAAAGGCUUUCUUUUUUGUGUUAAAUGCAGUGAUCAGCAGCUGAAUGCUCCAUUUAGGUCAAAAUGCACUCCCUGCAGACAGUCUAUUGGGAAGCUUUAGGGUGUUGCAAUGAACUGGCAUUCCAUAUGACCCUUUUCAGAGUUCAUCAGCAUUUUUGAAAUAGCAAAGCGAUGAGCAUAUCAAAUAUCAAUAUAAAAAUUGGGAUUUGGCAACUGGAAACAGACCUAUUUUUCUCCCUCCCCUUGCAUGUGUCCACACACACACAGAGUGACUUUAUUUCCCCAGUGCUAAAUUAUUUACUUGCAAGUAAUCCCAGAAAGUAUGCUGAGGAUCUGAGCAUAUAGAUCAUAUCAAUACCGAACCUUUCUUCCAAGUGUUGUUAACAAAGGGAAAUAAGCAGUAUCAUUGAAAUAGUUAAAAUUGCUUUAUGCCUAGGUCCACUCACUCAUCUGAAAUAAGCUGUAAAAUCUGAUGAUCAUUGUUUGAGCAUUAUUGGGAAUGUGAAGUGGGUGUGUUCAAAUAGUUAUAUGAAGACUCUACUGUUGUUAAAUAAAAAAAAUGGCAUGCAACGACUUCACAUGGUUUCUGUAGCUAUGUUCUUCCACAAAAGAAACCUAUUCUCACUGACUUCUGAAUCUUACAUUAAGUCAAGGGAGGCCAGUUUGUGGCCUUAAGGUUCUAUAUAAUUUGAUCCCAAUAUUAUGGUUCCCCAUACUGUGCAGUCAUAAGGGCUAAAAAUUUGCUUUUUAAAACAAUCUAAACUGCAUUUCUCAAUGGGUACAGAACACAUGCAUUUCUGUCAUGUAUUCUCACUCUCCAUGGAUCCCCCCCUCACAGAUUUUGGUGCAUAAACAAUUUGGGCUUCUAUGGGUGGGUGGUGAGUUGGAUGGUAUCUGAGGGUUGCUCCUUCUGAUUUGUAAGUGGUAGUGUUUGAGGAUUCUUCAAAUUUGGAAUGCAUUUUCCCUGUGAAUGAAUUUCACAUGUACAUUGAAUCUACAGUCUGCAGUUACUGCAAGGUACAAGAGCCUUGUGCCCUGUUCAUAUGAUACAGUAUGGAGUGGAUCAUAUUGCCUUCCUGAGUCUGUGUCAGGGCAAGACUUUGCUGCUAAUAAUGCCAAUAAUGUGGUAAUGCAGCAGUUCCAACCUAAUGCAAGAGUGCCUGGGAGAACAUCUCAGUGCUCAAAGGUUCUCUGAUCAUAGGAAUGUACACAAUCAGUUGCACCUAAUUAUCCCUUAUAGCAUACCAUCAACUAUACCAGCGUCAGUAAUUUGAGCAUAGUUAUUAACACUUUCAACAGCAACACUCCUGGUAGCCAAGGAAUAUUUUGCAGUAGGAAAAAUACUACUAAUAGGAUAUGGCUACAUGUAUGGCCUUUCUAGUGUAGCACUCUUUUUGCCUUACCUCCCAUUAGUCUUAAGUUAACAGUUUAAUCACAGUUUGUUGUUGUUUAGUCGUUUAGUCAAAAAUGCUAGAGCUUACUACAGUUACUAACCUUGGGUUAAGAACUUAAUUCGUUCAGGAGGUCCAUUCUUAACAUGAAACUGUUCUUAACCUGAGGUACCACUUUAGCUAAUGGGGCCUCCUGCUGCUGCCGUGCCGCCGGAGCCCGAUUUCUGUUCUCAUCCCAAAGCAAAGUUCUUAACCCAAGGUACUAUUUCUGGGUUAGUGGAGUCUGUAACCUGAAGCGUCUGUAACCCGAGGUACCACUGUACUUCCAGUCACAGACAAAUUCAGAAAAGUGGAGAUGGGAGUAAUGAAUUUGCAAUAUGAGUAUAAAUUAAAUUUGCUUAACUUCUGAUUGGUGAUAUCGCCCCUCCCCCCAAUUUGUUCUUACUACUUUUAUAUCAUGAAAACAAGUUGGACUUUGGGUGAAGGAGGGAUGGGGGGUCAGUCUGAAGUUUAAAAUGGCCUUAGAGAGCUCAUGGAAAUUGCUUUUAUAACUAGAACAGUUCAUUUAGCAGAACAUCUGACCACCUAUUUUAUAUAGCAGUUGUAGUGUAUUCAAUAUUAGUUGUCUUAAGCAUUUCAUUUAAUGUGUUGCUGGCAUUGGACUCCCCUCCCCUCUUUGCUAUGGGAAAAAGUUAUAUCUCAGCUCAGUGCUUUCCCCUAGCUGGGUGGGGCACAGGAAGGGAGUGGACAAACCCAAGUCCCUCUCCUGAUUUUGGCUGAACUAGAAUCCUGAGAAGGCAUUAUCAUCUGAAUAGCUAAGGGUAAAAAUAGUUUAUUUCAUAACCUGCCUGAACUAUAUAGGUAGGAUAAUUUGGAACAUCUGAGUGAAUAUCACAAUAGGCAACUCAUUUUGGGAAGCAAGGGAUCAUCAGUCAUGCCACAACACAAUGGAUUUUAUUUAUUUAUUUCUUCUUAAUAUAUGUGUCGUCUUAUCAGAAAUGUCAGGGAGGUAAGACUCAACAACCCACAUAGUUGACACUUCCUUUCCCCUUCCUUCCAUUCUGGAACAAAAUUGUACUAAACCGUAAACACUUAUGAAACUAAGUAUAGGUGUGUCUCCAGUUCACAUGUUCUCUCUUCCUCCAGUGUAGCCACAAGGAGGAAUUUGGAAACUUUCACUUCUGUUAGAUUAACACAGUUUGCCAGGUCAUCCAAACCUGACAAACUGUGGUUGUUAAUAUCUAAUAGUUGAUUGAAACCACUAGCUUCAAACCAUGAUUUGAGAAGGUUCAGCAAAAAGUACUUGUGGUUACACAAAAUUGUGGCAAACUUUGUUGCAUCAAACUGUUGGUAGUCUGAAACAGAAGUCAAAGUUUCUGAUCAUGUCCUUGCGGGUGUGUCAGAAAAGGAAGAGGAAGCACACCUAUGCUUAGUCCUUGUAAUGCAAACCCUUCCACUUUGUAGGCAAGCGCUUCUUUGGUUACGUUUAUGCUAAUCCAUUGGGAGCAUGUAGGGGACCCAGACUGUGUAUAUGGUGUGUGUAUGGAAUGCUUAGUUGUAGUGCAGAUCUAAUAAACUUUAGGUAGAUGCCCUGAUCUGGAAACAGCUUUUUCUGAAAAACCCUUAAAAAACCAAAUAUUUGAUUUGAUGUUUGUCUUAAAAGUUUCCUCCCUACUAUCUCCUUAAAUGGAAAUCAUAUGGGCAAAUGAACUAGACAUAUGAAUUCUACCUUGGGAGUUGAGCUAAAAAAUAGGCUAGACUGCAGUGUAUGCAGUAACGCAACACCUGUCUCCUUGAAGAAAAAAUUGCUGACAAGCAUUUGCAGUAUUGUAAUUGUUUUUGCCAGCUUAAUGAAAUAUUAACAAAUGAAAUGGUAGAUGGCUUUCCUAACUAGGGAAGUAGUUGCAGCUGUUAGUCUGACAGCUGCUGCCAUGUGCAGGUCAGUUGAAACCACCUGUCCAUGACAUCUGUUCCAUGCAGUGAACUGUUUUCCUUGCAAAGUUGCUCAUGCUACAUGGCUUGCUGCUACAGCAUUAUAGACCAUGCAGAAGUGACCAAACAGCAUGUAAUGCCAGUUCCUACUCUGAUUUACUGCAUAGAGCAGCCUCCCGGUAGCUUUUGUAUUUUCUAAAGUAUCCCUGACUUAAAGAACAUAGACCUUUUCUUUGUUAGUGUCAGAUGACCAGUCUUUUGGACAUGUUUCUUGGCAAUGCGUAUGUCAUGAAUGCUAAGCUGAUUAGGGAAGCACUUCAAUAUUUUUCCUGGAAAAUCUCCUUCAUUCUUUGUCCUUUAAGAUAUUCUCCUAUUACUCCUUUUGUAACAUUAGAUCACACUUAGUAAUUUAAGUUGCUUUGAGUAAUGGUGUAUAAUGACAAAUGGAUCUUAUAAUAAGGAUGGGUGAGAUCAUGGUUCAUAUACACUCCCAAAGUAAUCACUUCUAUGAGGUAUAAUAAAAUAACACAAGCUAACAGCUUCUAGUUUCUGUAGACAGAAUGGUGUGCCCUGGCCUACCAGUUCAUCCUCAUAAGCUGAUUGCCAGUUGUGGGUUUUUAUUUGGAGGAGGGAGGGUGUAGAGAGGAGUUACUGUAGUACAACACAGAGGCAUAACUUUUGGUUCAUUUAAUUGGAAUGAAACGUGAGUUAUCUAUAAAAGAGAGCUUUAUGAGCUAUUCUCCUGAGUGAAUACUUGUCCGCAAAAGUUUAUACACAGUACUAAGAAUAUGAAUCUAGAUUUGGGAUGUUCCAGCCAUUCUUCUGGGGACAAUGAGCUUAUUUAACUCUGUGGGAUGCUUUCCUGUAAGUCCCCGUAGUAAUUGGAUUGACCUUUAGCGAUACACAGGGGUGCUUCAUUUCUGUACUCUUGAGACAGCUGAAUUUUUUGAGGUUUAUUAGGUGUUUGCUUGAGGCAAUUUCUACAAACAGGCCCAGCAACAAGUACUUUAAAAUACAUAGUUGUUAUGUAUUCUUCAUUCUCUUAAAGCAGGGUGGUCCAACUUUUAUACCAGCCACAAGGUGGGCCACAAGAGUACUUGGACAUGGAACCCAUGGGCCGCACUCUGCCUUGUUCCAUGGGAGGGGAGGAGGGCCAAAAUUUUACGCCCCCCUCACAGCCCUAGGGCAGUGGGUAUCAAGCACUGCCAAAAGAAGGAAGAAUGUAACAAUUCGGCUCUUGCAUAAAAGUGGGUCAACUUAGAUGCGGAAAUCUCAGAUACUGUUAAGUGUAUUACCAAGAUCCAGUGUUUCCCCAAACCAGCCUUCACUAACUGUUCUGGCUGGGAGUGAUGGGAGUUGUAAUACAAAACAUCAUUCUGGAGGCGUUUGGUUGGCAGAGGUUGUCCUAAACAUAGAAUCAGCCUUCACAGUCACUUACAGACACACCGUUAAUACCACAUUCAUGGAAGACAAUCUUAGUCAGCUCCAAGUGAUCUCCAAAAGAGAAGAAACAUAAACGAUAAUAUAUGGUAGAUAUCCCUCUGCUGAAGGAAGGCAGAACAGGGAGGGAGGGAAAUUUUUGAGAUGCUUCAUCUCUUUCCAGACCUUCCAGAGCAGGCUCUCUUUUUUUUGCAGGGGUGGGGAAGGGAAUGGGAUUGCAGGGGUAGAAGAAUGAUCAAAAAUUGUUUCCCUCACUGAAGGUCACCAAUUGGAUACCACCAGUUUUUCCCUUUGAGCCAUCCCUGGAUGUGAAUUUUAAAUUGUAAAAGAAAGCAGAACUAAAUCCUUGGAGAGACUAGAAGGUUCACAAAUCAUGUCUCUUUCCAGGGCAAUGUAUGAAAUAUAUACACAGUGUUAUUAAUUUGUCAUACAGAGUUACAGGCAGGCAGCAGAUGUUAAAGUGCACUCCCUGUCUACCUGGGGUAUACGAUCUGUUGUUUUUCCUUUCCCACUGGAGGUAUACACUAUGUAGGAUAGUAGUAGUAUUAAAGACAAGGAAUAACUUUUACUUGGAAAUUUUAACAUAUUACGCUAAAACUAUGAUUAAAAACUAUGAGCAAGAUGCAGGGAGGGGCCAGCUGGCUAGAUCACUUCCAGUUCAGCUGUCUCCUUGACAUCUUUCUUGGUUCUGAUGUAUUUAAGGCCAUUUGUGGGAGAACUGGUGGUUACAGCAUAAUUCACCCUCAUUUUGGGAAAACAGCAGGCUUCAUACAUCCGGCUCCCAAAUUUUCAGUUACAGGAAUACAAUUUGGCAUUCAGGGACUUACUUCAACUAUUCUUGAUCGUAGACAUUGUGUGGCAUUUCCUGCUCUGUUCCUUCGGAAUAAUAAACAUGAGAAAUGCCUGUUGGUUUUUAUUAUUAUUAUUAUUAUUUAUUACAUUUAUAUACAACCUUUAUCUUCCAAGGAUUUCAAGGUUCAUCCUCACAAAAACAUUGUGAAGUAGAUUAGGCGAAGAGAUGGUGUCUGGCCUAAGGUCACUCAGUGAGCUUCAUGGCUGAGUGGGGUUUUGAACCCUGCUUUCCCAGGUCCUAGUCCAACACUAACCAUUAUGCCACACUGGUUCUCUUUUUGUCAAACACCAGGGGCAUAAAGGUUCUAGAAUGUGUCUGAUGCUCUUGUCCUCAACAAUUCCUUUUUUUAAAUAGGAGUGAUUUCAUCAGUGGCAUUCAGUACCUCUUAUCAGCUCAGGAAUCUUGUGAUACUUCCAUACAGAGUUUAAGAAAAUAUUUUUAGCUGGCAGCUUCAAACUUCUAGGCCACUUGUGCAGCAUAAAGAAUCACUGCAUAUUGAAUUUUGUUCUGUUGAGAUGAGACACAGCUAUUGAAUGUCAAUUCUAGCUUGUAUGGAACUGAUCACGUAAGACCAGUGGGGACCUCUAGGGGUCCACGGCCCCAUCCUUUGCCUCCUCCCAACUAUUUUUCAUCAUUUUUGCAUGAUAACAUCACAAAUUUUAUUAUCUGUUUUACCGCUAUGCAAAUUUUCAAUAUAAUGGCAAAAAUCGGUUUUGAAAUCACACCACGAUAACGAUUUUUACCCAGCAUCGUGCAGCGAUAUAUUGUUAAACGCACAUGGGUGUAGCCAGGAUUUUUGUUGGGGGGGCAGGCUUUUGUCAUCCGGAGGAGCCUUGGAUGCCUAUAUAAAACACCAUAGCCCUACACUCGCUUACCUGGGAGUAAGGCCCACUGAACACAGUGUGGCUUUCUUCUGAGCAGACACUUCAUUAUUUAGUAGAUGCAAGUCAGCAGCACCAAAUGACCCUGCUCGGCUAGGAUGUCACCUCGUCCCUUGCAGAGCUGGGCCAAUGCUGUCGAUGGGCCCUGUGACCUUCAUCAACAUCCACUAGGUGUUGGGGUGGAUUGUACCCUGCACCUUGCAGACUCAGGCCCAGGCUGCCAAUGGGACUAUCACUGGCGGUAGCAACAAGUUGCUCUGGCUUGCCCAGCCUUACCCAUUGCCACCCUACCACCACAUUUUCGUAUAUUUAUCUUACAUCUUAUUAUUUAUGUGGAAAUUGCUCAGUUUGGUCAUGCACUUUUUGAUGUUUGUUUAUUGUUUACGACUAUUUUUGUUAUGUUUGUAAUUAUGUAUUUUUUAUGUUAUAAACCUCCUUGAGCAAGGUUUGAACUAUGGAAAGGAGGCAAACAAUUUUUUUAAGCUAUUUGUUUGCAGUAAACCUAGUAUUCCUUACCUGGUAGAAUGCUAUAGGUGUAUGUAUAGCAAAUGGACUUGGAGGUUGUUGUUGUCGUAGUAACAUUUAUAUCUUUUCAGUUGCAUAUUAAUACCUCUCUUAGUGUCAGAUUAAUCAGUGGGAGCAACUGAUUUAUUCUUCAAUUUAUAUUAAAUUCAAAUUCUUCAAUUUAUUGAAAUGAUUGUAGUUGUAUGUAAAUAGCUUUCAUACUUUUAAGUGCAGUAAAGGAAAUGGAUGGUUGCUCUGAAUUGAGGUAACUGCACAUUUAUUUCCUUGUAUUUUUGGAUUUAGUGCUCUUUUAAUUGUUUCGCAUUUGGACUGCACACUAAUACCUACUUAUAUACUUCACACUCCCCCUCCCUCCUUGUAUCCUAAGAAGUACAGGUUUUUUCCAGUGAGAUUUUUCCAUUGGCACUUUGUAAUGAUUUAGUAGGUUGAUAAUUAACUGAGGUUAAUACUUCAGCAAAUAGAACCGUUCCUCAUCUGCUUUGUCUUUGUAAAAUUGAUUCAAGUGUAAUAAGCACAGUUGCAAUCUCUGUGCUUUACAUAUACUGUGGCAUAUAUACAAAGCUGCUAAAACAGCAUUUGUUUCAUGAAAAGUAAAUAUUCUGUUAACUAGAAUGACAGUUUUACAUAUGGCUUACAAGCAUCAUCAUCAUCAUCAUCAUCAAGGAAUGCUUAUAAAGACCUUUGAAUGACUGUUCUUUGAGGUGCCAUUUGAAUGAUAGCAUAAAGAAAUGUAGUUUUAUCUGUGAUGGUUAUAGCUUUUUAGGAUUGUGUUGUGAACAUUAAGUUUGUCUUUUCUUCUCCAAAACUCUUUUGGAGGCUAUUGAAUUUCAUCUUUCUUUCCAGAAGAGGAAAAUUAGUAUAAUUGCAUUUUGUGCUACUAUAAAUAGUAGUAAAUGUUUACAUUAUGAAGCUAUUAUUUCUAUACAAAGUGCAUAUUCAGUCCUUUCCUGGGCUUGUUCAUUGUUCAGUAUUCUCUGAAUUACAAAGAGUAAUUGACACAGACAAGGGAGUAGAGGCCACAUCGAAUUGUUUGAGAUUUGAUUGUUUGAAAUCCAAUUCUUCAUUUCAGUUCACAUACUGGAAAAUUUUGACAAUACUUAAUUCUGUUGCAGGUUUUUUAUCUAAAUGCAAUCAAGACUGGAAUUCUCUUUUGUGACAGCUGGUUUUUUUCCUAGCUCAUGCUUUUCCAUUAUCCACCUCUCACCUUAUUUCCUGCCUUAUGGGUUGUCCGCAAACUGGUUUUCUAUUUUCCUAUAAUUAACCCUUGAACAGAAGUUAAGCCAGGGGUCAGCAACCUUUUUCAGCUGUGGGCCAGUCCACCGUCCCUCAGACCAUGUGGUGGGCUGGACUAUAUUUUGAAGGGGGGAAAAUGAACGAAUUCCUAUGCCCCACAAAUAACCCAGAGAUGCAUUUUAAAUAAAAGCACACAUUCUACUCAUGUAAAAACACACUGAUUCCCAGACCAUCCACGGGCUGGAUUGAGAAGGCAAUUGGGCUGCAUCUGGCCCACGGGCCUUAGGUUGCCUACCCCUGAGUUAAGCAAUCUGAAUCUCUUUUGCGUUUAAGCACAAAAGACUUAAAAGAAGAAAUACCGUGUCAUAACCAGUGACAAUGUAGCAACUGGGAGUGAUUUUGCUUUCUAAAAACAUCCCUGUCUGAUUACCUAUCUAAGAUUCACUUUCUUCUUGGAGGAAAGGUGAGAUAUAAAUAUAAUAAAUAAAUAAGUUGGUGAAAAACACGGGAAUUAUGGAUUUGAUCAUGGGAUGAAGCUCUUUUUCAAAAAAUGCUUGAUUGCAUUUUAUUCUACACAUCAUGAAACUGAUGUAUAGUAGGCUGUUAAUAACUGAAGUUCUGUGUCUGACUGUAGCUGCCCAGAAAUGCUAUGGUCUAAGUUCACUUUAUGAAAAUUGUCAUAGAGGAAAUUUAAAAAGUGACAGAUACUCAGGGUCCUCAUUUAGACCAUUAGUGGAAACAAACUGUAUGCAAAACAUAUAGUUAGUUUCUGCUAAUGGUCUAAAUGAAGACAUUGAAUACCUGCUGCUCAGAUAAUGUUCCUUGCAACUUUUUGUCAUCAAAUUUUCUUUCUGUCCUUGGCCAUCUCCCCACAAAACAAUGAAAAUGUUCCAGCACAGUGAUCUUAUUGCACAAAAUGAUUCACUAUUUUAAAAAUUAUGUGUGCUACUCAGAUGCUUACCUAUAUGUUUCUUGAGUGAUCCUUUGAGUUUGACUUACGUAAAAAAAUAUUUGCAAGGGAUCUUGAUAACAUACACCUCAUGUGUGCUGCUACAUGUGCAAAGGUUUCAAAAGUGUUGAAUGAUGUAAGAUUUGCUAUUUACUCUAUUCAUAAACAUCUACCAUUUACUGAUAUUUGUAAUAAGUGUGGUAUCCAGACAGAUGAUAUCCACAGAGUCUUGCACUUGUGGAUCAACAAAUCUUUUAAGAUCGCUUGUUCUUUUAUGUGCAAUCAGCAAACUUUUCACCCAGAAUAUCCACUACUAACUGCCAGUGCUUUCAAAUAAUAUUACAAAUAUUGUUGAUCACACAAUCUUAGAUCAGGCUGCAUGGAGAUUAGGUUGCUAUUACAGGUUGCUAUUGCAACCCAGAUUGCUAAAUACGUAUCCUUACUCUUGCUGAAGGCCCAUUUUUGUUGUAUCUGUGACUCACUGUGGAUACCUUCUGGUAGAUGGAAAUGGAGUGGCCAGAUACCAGGCUUUUUCUUCACAACCUCUUCUUCUGAAAUUACACGGAUGGUAUUUUUGUUAGGUGUUUGGAAAGAUUGCAGUUUAGAAUGUAAUUACAUAUGAUGUCCAUGCUGUAUGUGGCUUGCUUGGCAUAAUUUGCAGUGUGCACAAUUUUAGGUUACUACCGUAUUUUUCGCUCCAUAGGGCGCACCUGACCAUAGGGCGCACCUAGUUUUUAGAGGAGGAAAAUACGGAAAAAAAUAUUCUGAAUCAAAUGUUGCACUAAACUAUUUAAAGCAGCAAAGCGGGCGGCUCCUGUCCGCUUUGCUGCUUUAAACUGAGCCUCAGAGGAGGGUAGGAAGGGGAACCAUGGCUUAUCUAAGUCCAGUUAAUAAUGCUAAGCCUGACUUAUGGCCAUCGAGAUGAGCCUGGCCGUCUCAGUGGAAAUCUGGGGAGGCUGGGGUGGACUUUCAGUGGUCAAAGUGUGGUUGUGUCUUCCUGCCCGGCAAAUAUUUCCUGCCCUCUUUCCCCCCUGCACCCCCGCACCCUGCUUCGAGGGAAGGAAGCGGAGCCAUGGAUCCUCUGCUCGCAACUGCAGUGGAUUCCCUCCACUUUGAAGCAGGAAAGUGGGAGAGGAGCUGCUUACCUGAGUGUAAGCUGCUCCUCCCGCUUUGUUGCUUCAAAGGGAGCCCAGGAGGAGGGAAUCUGCUGCAGCCGCAAGCAGUGGAGGAUCCAUGGUCCCCUUCCUUCCCUCCUCCGUAGUUGCUUUGAAGGAGGAAAGUGGGAGAGGAGCUGCUUACACGAGUGUAAGCUGCUCCCCUCCCACAUUGCCGCUUCAAAGCAAUCACGGAGGAGGGAAUCCGCUGCAGCCUCUAGCAGCGGAGGAUCCAUGGUCCCCUUCCUUCCCUCCUCCGUAGUUGCUUUGAGGAGGAGAGUGGAGAGGAGCUGCUUACACGAGUGUAGCUGCUCCUCCCACAUUGCCGCUUCAGCAAUCACGGAGGAGGGAAUCCGCUGCAGCCUCUAGCAGCGGAGGAUCCAUGGUCCCCUUCCUUCCCUCCUCCGUAGUUGCUUUGAAGGAGGAAAGUGGGAGAGGAGCUGCUUACACGAGUGUAAGCUGCUCCCCUCCCACAUUGCCACUUCAAAGGGAGCCCGGGAGGAGGGAAUCUGCUGCAGCUUCCCCCACCUCCCGCAGAAGCCGUGCGCUCUUUAAAGGGGCUGUGCGGCUUCUCCUGGCUUUUCUGGGAGGUGGGGGGAUUCCCCCACCUCGUAGAAAAGCCUGCAGGAGCCGCACAGCCUUUAAAGAGGGCGCCGCUCUUGGGGGCUUUUCCCCCAGGAGGGAGAAGGGACUGAUGCGGCCAGUCAGUCCCUUCUCCCUCCUGGAGAAAAGCCCGCAAGAGUGCACGAAGCUUAUGUGCGGCUCUUGAGGGCUUUUCCCGCCUGCCUCCCCCCUGCAUUCGCUCCAUAGGACGCACACACAUUUUCCCCUGCUUUUUGGGAGGGAAAAAGUGCGUCCUAUGGUGCGAAAAAUACGGUAUAUUUUAUUUUUCUGGAUUGCUUUUUGCAAAUUGUCUUACUUUCCAAGCAAAGCCUAUUUCUUCUGAUACUCAGCACAGAUACUUUGUAGCAUGCAGCCAGUUUAUUCUUUGAAACUAUGACUGGUUUUAGUUUUAGAAUGUUUCCUUUUAAGCAACUUAAUGUGUAAAAGAAAUAACCAGAAUAGAUACUGUGUUCUAAUUUGCACUCCAUAAUUUAGUAGCAGUAGCUCCCACCACCCUUCAAACAUAUCUGAAGACUUAACUAUGUACAAACACUUUUGCAACCCGUAUUAACCACCAUGGUACAAAAGGAAUUAUAUUCAAAAGGAAUGAAUUUCUGGUACUUUGAAACAAAAUAUAGCCUUUAAAAACUGUUUCCCCCAAAAUUCAAAACUUCCUUGAAACAUAAUAACAUAAAAAUCAACAAUAAAUUGUUGUGUUCUAAAUAGCUAGUCACAUAUAGCUAUGAACAAAAGUCCUCUAGAUGAGGUGGGGGCCAAAAUCCUUGCGUUCAGAUGCACAUAAAUUGAAUAGGACAGGUAUGAAAAGGUGGAAAGCCUUUUCAGCUUGAGAGUUAUAUUCCAUCAAGUGCAACAGCUGUGAGAAAGGCAAAUUCCAUGUUAGGGGUAAUUAGGAAAAGGAUUGCAAAUAAAACAUUGAAUAUAAUAAUACCUUUAAAAAAAUAAUAUGGUUGCUACUACACUAGGAAUGCUGUAUACAGUUCUUGUUGCUGCACCUAAAAAGGAUAUUGUAGAGCUGGAAGAGAAGGCAACCAAAAUGAGCAAAAAGCUGGAGAAACUCCCCUGUAAGGUAGGGUUCCCAUAUUUGAAAAAGUAAAAACCAGGACACCCCAACAAUUGUUGACCAGAAUUUUUCUCUUGGCUUGCCUAAGAUCCAGGGCAAAGCGCCACAUUUCGGAAAUCCCCCCCCCCCGAUGUCAAUUCUGCCUUUGAAAUCUUGGUGAUGUCUGGGAAAAUCCGGAUGUAUGGCAGCCCUAUUGUAGGGAAAGUUUACAACAUCUGGUGCUUUUUAGUUGCUCUCCAGGAGAUAUCAUGGAGUUCAGCCCCCCCCCCCCAAAAGUGAAGACUUAAACUGGGAAAUACAUUUGAACAGAAUGAACCUUGUUGCAUCUUAAAGGCUUAAGAUUUAUUAUGAUGUAACUUUGCAUGGACUAUAGUCCACUUCGUCCGAUGCCACUGGACUCUUAGUUUUACUGCAACAGACAAACACAACCACCCCUUGGAAAUUAUUUGAGCACCAGGUCUUCUUUACCCUGAAAAUCCAAGAGGAUUGAUGGAUUCUAUUGCAUGUCUUCAUUUCAUAAUACCAUUUAAUCGAAUGAGAAAAUGUGGUAUUAUGCAGAGUUAACCAUAGUUCUGCUAAAAAUACACUCUAAACAUUCUCAUGCACAGGGAUCGCACAUAGUGUGCCAGUAAUGCAUCUUUAUUGAGACUUGAUUACACUUUUGUGGCUGAGUAUUAGAUAUAAAUAAUUGCUUAUGACAUCUCUAAGAAGUGGUGUAGCCUCAAGCUAUCUCUUAAAGCCCUUCCAAAUGGAAGAGAGGAACAAAUUAUAUCACAAGAAAACAAAAUAUGCACAGACAGAAAUCAUGCAUUAAACAUAGGGUGCUGCAAUCACAGCUGCUUUCAUAGCCUCUUCAAAUUACUGUUUUCCUUGUGUGCUGUAGUGGUAGACUAACAUCACAAUACAGGUUCAAUAGUACAACUUUUGCAAGUAGAUUUAGUGAGAGCUUAUAGUGAUGGGCAUAGAUGAGCAAAUGUGCCUACCAAUACUGAGAGCCUAAGGGGCAUUUCAUAGAACAGUAGUAUUUGUCCGAACUACACCAGCCUUUUCUACAUCAGACGUGUAGAUUUUUAAUGGUAGGUACAUUCUAGUACAUUUCAUUUAUCAUGUUUAUUUCCUGCCUAUUCUCCAAGAACUUCCAAGCGAGUGCAUGGACCCUCACCCUUUUAUCCUCACAACAACUGUUAGGUAGAUUAGGCUGAGAGAGAAUGUCUGGCUUCUUUCUGUUUAUCCUGCUGUAUCAGAGGUGGUAUUUCCUGCAGUAGACAUAACUGUUGUUUAAAGUGUGAGGGAGCUUCAACAGACUUAAGAUAAUUCCAUGGCUGUUCACAGAGGGGCACUAAUAAUGUUGGAAGGGCAAAUGGCAAAAGUCUCCUUGCAAACUAGAACAGCCCUCCAAAAUGGGAAUCGGUUUUGGACAUGGGCCUUCAGAGGACCACAUGGUGGAUAAACUGUCCACUACAUAAUAAGGCAUUCCUCCACAAUAAAUAGAUGUGGGGCCCAAGUUGGUCUUAUAUCCUUUGUGGUGUAUUUUAGCUCUGAUUAACACAGCACCACGUUCCCUCAUAAUGUGGGAAGACUAGUAUUUUUAUAUGAAAUAGAAUGAAUGCACAGACACCACUUGGAUGGCUUUAUAAGAGGAUUCAACUAUUCCAGGGAGGAGAAGGUUAUCAAUAGCUACUAGCCACGAUGCCUGUUUUACCUCCAUUGUUGGAGGAAGUAUGCCUCUCAUGUGCUGAGAAUCACAAAUGGGGAGAGUGCUGGUGCUCUCAGUUCCUGCUUUGAGACUUACCACAGGCAUCUGUCUGGACUCUGUGAGAACAGGACGUUGGGCUUUUGGGCUGCUGCUCCUACAUUCUUAACAACAUUUCAAAAAAUUUUACUCCUCUAAGUAUUUUUGAAAUGAUGACAUAGUUGAAGCUUUGUUUUAAACUAACUCUGGGAAGUGCUGUGUUAACCCAGUGUAGCAAUUCAUAGCCAACAAGUAUGUAAACUUUUCAAAAAGUUCAUAAAAUGAUGUAAGCUUGCUGGAGGGAGAGGAGGCUGUUAUUCCCUGGGUAUUGCUGUGAUGUCAUUAAUGACAAGUGCCAAUGUAACAUGCCCACACAGCAUUGCAGAAGCAAAGGAUAUGCAGCUUGGAGAAAGUCACUUCUUCCUAGGAACAAAACCCCAGGGCUGGGAAAAUACAAGAUCCCUGCAAUUCAAUUGCAAGCUGGAAGAAAUGUUGUUUAUAUAUAAUGGGUAGUAAUUAUGUUGGAAAUUUAGUAAAGCCCUAAUUGUCACUAUUAAAAGGCAGAUCCAUUGGCCUCAGUUGAAUAUUUUUGCCAUUAAUCUUAAUGUAAAACCUUGGUUGAGUGACAUGAUAUGAAUGUCCAGUAUAUGUCAACUACAUUAUUAGUUGCAUUGUUGUGUAGAACAGGGUUCUUGAGCACUGUGGAAACCAAAUACCCACUUUGUUUUGACUGGAAGGCUUGGUAAAGAAUGUCUUUCUGCAGUUGAAAAUUCAGUUACAAGCUUCACCUGAGAUAAUCUGUAUGCAAAGGCUUCAGAUCGGCUUUCUUUGUACUUGCCUUUGAGAAGUUAUUUAAAGCAAGAUACAGUGGUACCUCGGGUUACAGACACUUCAGGUUACACGAUUUUGGUUGCGCACUGUGCCAAACCUGGAAGUACUGGAACUGGUUAUUUUUGGGUUUCGGCGCUUGGUCAGAAACACCAAAUCGCAACCCGCGUGUGCGCAGACGCGGUUCUGCGGGUUGCGAAUGCUGCAGGUUGUGAACGUGCAUCCCACACGGAUCACGUUCACAACCCAAGGUUCCACUGUACUGAUUAUUUCUUCUGUUUAUAACAUGGGAGAUUUAAAAGACUGUUUUUAAAAAAUCAGAAGUUGAAGAGAUUGUAAUUUGAUACUGGCUUUUUAAAAAACAAGAAAUUGCCUUAUAAUCAACAUAAAGUAUAUACUAUGCACAAUCAUCUUUUGUUGCUUUCAUUAGUUGUUCAUCCUUCAAGUGGGUUAGUGUCUUUUGGCAUAUGUCUGAGGUAAAUUUUAUAACAGAAAUCGGAAAGAUAUAUUAUUGUAAAGGCAUAGCUUCAAAUAAGUGUUUUCUCCCUUUGCCCUCACAAUUUAAAAUGACUUUCUUGUUGCACCAGUCUUCGCACCCACUACAAAUACAAACGUGUGCUCCUACACAUAAGCUACUGUUUGAGCAGAACCAAUGAAAGUAACUCCAAGCCAUUUUCAUAGAGAAAGCCUCAACAGGAUUACAGCUGCCUCUAAUAGAGUGACCACAUGAACUAUAAAUGAGAGCUUCCCAUCUGUUUGGAAGCUGGAAUCCAGUAGGCAUAUACAUUUAUAUCUCACUUUUCCUUCAAGGUAGUAUAUAUAGUUUCCCCCAAUCUUAUCCUCAAAUCAACCCUGUGGAGCAGGUUAGGCUGUGAGAGAAAAUUGUGCAAGGUCACCCAGUGAACUUAAUGGUGGAGUGAGAUUUUCAACCUGAGUCUCCCUCAUUCUAGUCCAGCUCUCUGAUAACUGUACCACAUUUGCCUACUUGGUACCCUUAUCACUUUACCCCCAACGGUGCACUGCUCCAUUGUCUCCCAAGACAGAUGGAUGCCAAACAGCUAGAAGCUGACUCAAACCUCUAACAAGCUCAUCCUGCUCCAUGUUAGCUUUGGGGUGCUUUGAGAACAGACAAGAUAGUUCUUAAUGAGAUUGCAGCACAGGUGUGCCCUUUGCACACAUGAAGUAUCAGGCUAUACUUUAUCAUCAUUCACUCGUAUUCACUGCAGCUCUGCCAAUAUCACAUAUCACUCCUUUCCAAUCUGCUGUCUAAUUGCCUGAAACAACUUGUGUAUGUUCAAACUGCUGUUCUCCUUUUAUGCAUAAUCCACCUCUUGGGAGAUGCCAUUCUGCUUCUUUCAAAGCCUCCAUGGACCUAGGUUGCUACUGUUUAGGCUGCUGGCUUGAGUUCUUAAACAUGUUUUAUGCCUAAUUACACUUAAGAGCUCUCUCCCUUGCUUUUCCUUUUCAGUAAGUGAUAGGUUUACUCUUGUAUAUCCUAAGGAGACAAGUUGAUUUAUAUUUUGGUGGCUUGUAAAGAGCCCCUGCUUUCAUUUAAGUUGAAUUGGCCAGUGAAGCUCUGUCUUUGAAGGGCAGGUCUUUCAGAAGCAGUUGAUUUCUUAACUUCUAAUGACGUUUCUUUUGGUGGAAUACUAAUACUGUAAAAGAGAAGUAAACUCAAAAAGACUUUUAUUCUAUAAACCCACAGUCAAAAUUUAGAGGGCCAUAUAUGUAACUUGGUAAGUGUGAGAUUGUGGCUCCACUCUUCAGAAUCUCAUAUUCAGCACAUAAUUUGGCAUCCUGAGUUUUUCCAAAAUGUAUCUAGACUUCAAUUAUGGAGAAAAUACUGGAGGUCUGCUAAUGUUAUAUCUUGACAAGUAAGAAGUUAGAGGGAAAGGAAGACAAGUCGUGACUUUCACUAACCAAUAAAUCAAGUCUUCCAUAUCCUGUUCAGCUGUUUGUUUCUCUCCACUCCCUGCCUUAGUUUCCGUUCAUCUUCCGCCCCACUUAAAACCACCUUCCCAUUAAUUCCACCAUCCUUGAUCCAUUUUUAUUAAAAACAAUCCAAACAAAGGAACAAAACAAAAACAGUUGCUGAAAAGAGGAGUUCCGAAUUAAAGGUUCUUAAGCUCAGAAUCUGAAAUGGAUAGCACACAGCCCCUGGUACAUAUAUUUGUAUCAUUUUUCUUUCUGUCUUUUUUCAACAAAAGCAACGGCUAAAGCUUUUAUGAUUUUCAGAGUGGUGAUAUAUGUAACAGUGAGAGAGUGACAAGAGAGUCAAACCCUUCAGGACUAGGGAUGUCUGGCAACCUUGCUCUAGAGACUGAUCACUAUAGCUAUAUGUUCUUCUUGAACAAUUCAGCUACUUCUGUAGUGCAGAGCAAGGAUGUGCUUUGAAACAUUGGCUGGGAAUUUUAAUACAGCAAUGUAGAUGCAAGCAUAAUUAUGCCAAGAAGAGGACUGGAGGAACAGAAGGAGGCUGCAUUUAAAAGCCAUGCAGACCAACCCUUCAAAAAGAGAGGUGAGUUGGAACUGUCUUAUUUAAAAAUGCCAGGUGUUUUCCCUUCCCCUUCCCCUUUCAUCUUGUUUUAUGCCUUACUUAAGAGCUAGCGCUAUUUGCUGUGCCAUCUUUGCCUGUUUCCUACCACUUCUUCCUUUACCCUCUGUCAAGUCACAACUAUCUAAAUGAUAAUAAUACUAACAAAAUCCACUGGAAUUCCAAACUAGAAACCAUAUUAUUUAUAGAUGUUCUCCACAAACCCUACAUGGACAUACCCUCCUACGCUUUGCUGAUGAGACAGCAACAUGAACAAACAUAUUUAAACACGAGGACUAUGCAUGGGGGGUGAGUGGGGCAGCUCAACCUUCUGGUGUGAUGUGGGCAACACAGUCUAGAUUAGGCUUCCUCAAACUCGGCCCUCCAGAUGUUUUUGAGACUACAAUUCCCAUCAUCCCUGACCACUGGUCCUGCUAGCUAGGGAUCAUGGGAGUUGUAGGCCAAAAACAUCUGGAGGGCCGAGUUUGAGGAAGCCUGGUCUAGAUUCAAAUGGGCCACAAGCUGAAAAUGGAAACUAAAAGUGCAGGCAAGCAGUUGGCUCCAGAUGGCACACAAGCCUGCAUGUAGCACUAAGUCAUGGUUUAGUGUUACAAGGAUAAGAUAACUUGCCUGUGAGUCCUAGAAAACUUGUUCUCUGCCUUGUAGGCCUUUUCCACCUCGCAUGGGGGCAUGGGGCCCUAACUGACUCCAGCUACAAAUAUGUAGCUGAGGCUGCUGAAUUGACUCUUGGGCUGGGUUGUUGUUUGAGGGAUUUUGGCUGUGGGGGGUGUUGGUGUUGUUAAUGCUCUUUUUUGGAUCUUUAUUACAUAUAUUAUUGUGAUUUAUGUGAAUUUUUUUCAGUUUGGUUGUGUAUUUUUCAUGUUUUAUUUAUUGUUUAUGACUACUUUUGUUAUGUUAUCAUUACAUAUUUUUCCAUGUUGUAAUCUGCCUUGAGCAUGUUUGAACUGUGGAAAGGUGGGAAAUAAAUAAAAUUAUGUAUGUAUGUAUGUUUAAGACAUAAUGGCCCUCUCUGCCUCCAGCACAGCCACAAAACAGAGAUUGGAAGUUUAGAUUAACCACAAUGUAGUAUGUUGUCCAAACUCUAAAUUGUUGUUAGUUUUAAACUGAUUAGUGGAAAGAAAUCAGCUUUGUAAAUUAUGGUUGAUUAGUUUUCCACUUACCAGUUAGUCUUAACUGCAGUUUGGGUUCAGGUGACGCAGCAAGCUGUGUGGUUCAUCUGAAGUGGAAGUAAAUGCUUCCAAACUCAUCUGCAGCCACACUGGAAGGAGAGAGCGUAGGAUGUGAGCCCUACCUGCUCUGGAUUAAACCCAAAACUUUCUGUAUGCAAAGCAUGUGCCCUGUCACUAAGUUUACAGCUCCACCUGUAAUCCUAUAUAGUAAACUGAUGUAAAUAAAUAAUAUCAAGAAUACAACUCUAGUAGGAAACCUCUUUGUGUUUCUACUCUGGGCGUCAGCAGUAGCUAUCAUAGGCAAAUGAGGACUAUUGGAGAUGGGGGGGGGCGUUUCCCUGAGAAAGGAGUUUUAAAUUUGUGAUUGUCUCAGCAAAAUUUGGGCAGUUGAAGAACUGGGUAGCCAGUUCAUUUGCAUUUGUUGCCUCUGUUGUCCAUGAAAAUAAAAGUCCAGUUAAUAAAUGCUAAAUUGCAAAGUGAGCUCAUUCCAGAGCUCAGGCACUCAAGCAGAGUCUCCAAUAUGCUAGCCCAAAUUACACUUUUGGAAUGGCUCCUAUGCCUUUUUAACAGAGAUCCAAUAUGCAGAAUGUAUCAGGAAAGCACAGCUGCAGACUGCAGUCCCAAGCCUCGCCCACUAAGGAUUGCAUCACUUUUCUCUGUGGGACAAUUUCUCUUCCAGUAUUUUUGUAUGUGAGGCAAUUGUUAAAGAUACAGGAGCUUUGCCUGAAAAGUUGGCAACAUUAGUCAUAUGCCUCAUAAAUGGAAUGUGGAAGGGGGUCUGCUGUAGCUGCAUAAGUAUAUAUUUUAAUAAAGCUGUCACUAGAAACUACAGAUUCUAAUAACUUUUUUAAAAUGUGUCAAAUUUGGCCUUUCUAAUGUGUAUUAUUUCCACCUCUCUCUUACUGCUUCAUACUCUGCUGUUUGUUUCAAUUCAUCUUUCCCUUGGGGGUUGUGCUGCACUUGGGAAUAAAGUUAGCUUAACAUUUAGCCAGAAAGCUCUAGCUGCAAAUGAAUAUCUUGGCAAAUGUGUUUCAAAUGACAUCUUGCUUUCCAAAUUCUGCCUUACGUGAACCAUUCAUCUUUAUUGAUAUAUAUUUCAUAAGUUUCCGCUUAUGUUUCUUAAUUGAUAUUUGAAUAAUCAUGUAAGUUCUACUCCAGCCAUCACUGACUGUCAAUGCAAGAUUUCUUACUAGUUCUGUUAAAUAAAUGCCUGCUUAAUUUAUAUGAGAGGCUGUGGACAGCACAGGUGAAUGGGGAUGUUUAGUCCCUCCCCUCUAACUGCUAUUCACUGUUGGUGAAAGCAAGAAAAUAGUGUAUGUGCCAGCAGAAAAAAAAAACCUAUUGUCCAUAAGUAAGCAUCUGUUAACGUACAUUGUUCCCAACUCUCUCUCUAGAACAGCCAAAAGGAGGUUCCCUAUAGAAUAUAUGUUUUUUUAUCGAAGAGCUGUAAUGAUGACUUUACAAAUGGCUCAAAAUUCACCACAAAUUAUUUAGUAUGUGAUCUGGUGCAAAAACUUUUACUGUAGCUCUGUGCAGCUCUGCUGCAAGCUGUUCCAUCCCUCCAAUCUAACAGCCCUAAUUAACCAGAUGGAAUUUUUAAACUAAUAGUAUAGUAACUUGAGGAGGCUUGUAUCUGAUACCGUAGUUUGGAGACAAGGCUUUUUGAGAAAGGGUUCCUGCUUCCUCAGUACCUUUUGGUAGUGAAAAUGAUGUGAUAGUCAAAUACAGAGUAUCAGUUAAAGUUGUGAUAGGAUCUUCAUAAGCAAUCAGCUUUAAAAGACUCAAAAUAAAAUUAUUGUGAAGUGGGGUGCAGUGAUUAAUUUUGAAGGGAAUAGGUGUCUGGGUUCAUGCUUGGUGGGAACUCGUGUCGAUCAGUCCUGGAAGGCAUCCAGUGUAGGGUAGCUUAUUGGUUGAAAUACACUUUUCUUUAUUAUUUCAUAUCUACUUCCUUAACAUGGAGGCAAUGCCAGAAGUAGAAGGCUAUACAGUGGUGCCCCGCAAGACGAAUGCCUCGCAAGACGAAAAACUCGCUAGACGAAAGAAUUUUCCGUUUUUUGAGUCGUUCUGCAAGACGAAUUUCCCUAUGGGCUUGCUUCGCAAGACGAAACGUCUUGCGAGUUCUUGCGAGUUUGUUUCCUUUUUCUUAAAGCCGCUAAGCCGUUAAUAGCCGCUAAGCCGCUAAUAGCCGCUAAUAGCCGUGCUUCGCAAGACGAAAAAACCGCAAGACGAAGAGACUCGCGGAACGGAUUAAUUUCGUCUUGCGAGGCACCACUGUAUUAUGUUAAAGUGUAUUUUGUAUUUUGCCACACUGCUGCAAAAACAAAGGCUCCAGUAAUGAUUUGGUUAAUACAGAUGGCUAGAAUUUGUCUACCUGUUCAUGCCAAAUUUAAAUUGUGUGUUCUGGCAAACUAGUUGUCAUAAAUAAAACCAGUGUGUAAUAUGUAUCUAACCUAUUGCAGGAUUAAUUCCAAUAAAUUGUUUUUAAAAUGUGUGGCCAGUAUUUAGCUAGUCAUUUGAACUAAUUUUAAGGGUUUUUCCCCUCAAACUCAGUCUGUGAUGAAGAGCUUAAAUAGCUCAGUUGGUUAGAGUAUGAUGCUGAUAAUGCCCAAGGUUGCUGGUUCGAUCCCUGUAUGCAAGGGGUGCCCAAACUUUUUCCAGAGAGGGCCAGAUUUGAUAAAGUGAACACUUGGGGGGGGGGGGGCGACCAAAGCUGUUGAGCUUUUUUUUUUUGGAUUUUAUCCCAGGACAUAUACUGCCACAGGGGCCAGAUUAAAUUGACUGGCGGGCCAGAUUAGGCUCCCAAAACAGACUUUGGACAUGCCUGCUGUAUGGGAUGACUGCAUAUUCCUGCAUUGCAGGGGGUUGGACUAGAUGAUCCUCAGUCUUUUCUACAAGUCUAUGUUCUUUGUUUCUAUGUUUACAUUGUCAUAGGUGCAUUGGAUGUAUUACAGUUGGCUGAACAUUUUUAGAUUUGAUUGAUUUUAAUGGAAGACUUGUAUGUUCUUUAACUCUGUGAUCAAGGAACUGCAAGAUUUACUUUGGUUGGAUCAUGUGUUCCGGGGUUGUAUUUGAUCUGUAAUAGACAAAGUAUUUUUUAGCUACAGAACAAGAAUAAGCUUGAUAGUAUAGAACUUGUACACCUUGCUUUUUGCUUGUUGAAAAGAUUAUUUUUAUUAAGCCACACCUAUUUUAAAGGCUUCUUGCAUGAUUAAUAAUACAGUGGUGCCCCGCAAGACGAACGCCUCGCAAGACGGAAAACCCGCUAGACGAAAGGGUUUUCCGUUUUGGAGGCGCUUCGCAAAACGAAUUUCCCUAUGGGCUUGCUUCGCAAGACGAAAGCCCAUAGGGAAAUCUCCGGGACCUCUUUUAAAUGCUAGCGGUGGGGAGCAAAGCCUUCCCCUCCGGCCUUCAGAAGAGGUCCAGGAAGGCUGGCGGGGGCCGAAUGGCUUUGCUCCCCACCGCCAGCAUUUUAAAAGCAGUCCGGGAUAGCAGGGAAGCGCUUCCCGCUAUCCCGGACGGCUUUUGAAGGCAGGAGAGGUCCGCUGAGCCUGGGCGCGCUGAUCUCAGCGCGCGCAGGCUUCGCAUGCCGGCAACUCUCCGCAAGCAGCGGCAGCGCUGCCGCUGCUCGCGGAGAGGUCCGCGAAGCCUGGGCGCGCUGAUCUCAGCGCGCGCAGGCUUCGGCAUGCCGGCAACUCUCCGCAAGCAGCGGCAGCGCUGCCGCUGCUCGCGGAGAGGUCCGCGAGCCUGGGCGCGCUGAUCUCAGCGCGCGCAGGCUUCGGCAUGCCGGCAACUCUCCGCAAGCAGCGGCAGUGCUGCCGCUGCUUGCGGAGAGGUCCGCGAAGCCUUGGCUGGACAGCUUUGAAGGCAGGUGGGGGACAAAGACUUUCGCCCCGCCAACCUUCAGAAGAGGUCCAGGACCUCUUCUGAAGGCUGGCGGGGGCAAAGUCUUUGUCCCCUGCCUGCCUUCCCAGGGGCUUUGAAUUGCCCCGGACAGCGGAGAAGUCCUCCGCUGUCCCGGGGCAAUUUUAAAUGCCGCCCGCCAGCAUUUUAAGAUCGCCCGGACAGCGGAGAAGCCCUCCGCUGUCCCGGGUUUUUAAAAUGCUGGGGUGGGUGGGAAGAAAGCCCUUGUCCCCCCCAGCCUUCAGAAGAGGUCGGGGACAGACUGUCCCCGGACCUGGUCUGAAGUCGGUUUCCCUAGGAACGCAUUAAUUGAUUUUCAGUGCAUUCCUAUGGGAAACCGUGCAUCGCAAGACGAAAAACUCGCAAGAAGAAAAAACUUGCGGAACGAAUUAAUUUCGUCUUGCGAGGCACCACUGUAAUCUUAUUUCUUUUGGGAGCCUUAGAGCCUUUCAGUAAGGCCUCUUAUGCAAAUUCUGAAAUGAUGUGCGCCUUUUCUUCCCAUUAGUAUUGUUACUGGGUAUUGAGCCAUAUAUGUGCACAUUACAUUAACAAAAGGGACAAUAAAUUACACUGAGAUUUAACAAUUACACAAAGGAACAAUUACAUAGGUGGAGACAGUGAAUAGUGGGGGUUGAAUGCAACUAAGUUGUUGCACUAGGAGAAGCCAGCACAGUGAGUCCUCUAACAGGAGUCCUCCUGCCCCUCCUGAAAUCUGUUUGGGAGGGUUGGGAGAAAUCUCAGAACAGCACACAGUGUGAGGAGGGGGGAGAUUGUUCCAUCUGGCUAGCAGAAAUGCUUGCAAUGCCUGAAUGAGCUCCUUAGUGCAGCAUUGAAUCCCACCCUUAGACUAGAGCUCCAUCUGCUGAUGUAGAAUUAGUUCUGCUUCAGACAACUUAAGGAACCCUUCUUUAACUUGAGGAGGCUGUUUUUAAGGUUUUUUCCUGAUUUGUUCAAGUGUAGAUGUUUCUAAUAUUGUUUCAGUAUUUAGAGUUCAUAAUGUAGCAGCUGAACUGAAUGAGUGCUUGCAUGAUAUGUGUUACUAUACUUGAAUUCAAAACAUCUCUUCUAAAUUCAGUGGUCUUUUUAAAAAGUCAUGUUUUUUAGUUACAGGUAGGUAGCCAUGUUGGUCUGCCGUAGUCGAAAGAAAAUAAAAAAAUUCCUUCCAGUAGCACCUUAGAGACCAACUAAGUUUGUUAUUGGUAUGAACUUUCGUGUGCGUGCACACUUCUUCAGAUCCAUUGAAACAGAAGUUACCAGACCCUUAUAUAUAGUGAGAGGGUGGGGAGGGGUAUUACUCAGAAGGGUGGUGGGAAUAGGUGAUUGACUGAUAGGUGUGGUAAACCUGUUGGCAGCUCUUUUUUGGAACAUUGAUAAGGUGGUCCUGAUUUAUGGGCUCCAAAGGAGUCCUUUGUCAUUCUGUGAAAUCAUGAUGAAAUUGAAUGACCAGUUGAGUUGAAAACAUAGGUAUGUGUGCUAAAACACAUGACAAAAUUUAAAUUAGAAAUUUUCAAGAGAGAACACUACGAAUACAGAGAACAGUACCAAGAAUUUGGUUGGCGCUAAUUUUAUAUUCUGGAUUGUUGGUAUUUAUUUUCUUGUGCCUGUUCUGUUGCAGCAUAUUUAAUUUUGUAAACUGUGUUAAUUUUUUUUUAAAAAGUGGGAUAAAAGUAAACUAAACACUUCUGCCUUUAAAUUUGGCCCCAAAGACUUGGCAGUAAGCCUUACUCUUAUUUGGGUAUGGGGUGGAGAAGCAGGUUCAUCAAUUCUCACCAUGGUUUUCUGAUCUAACAAGAAUAGAAACUGGUUAAAAAUAUUGUUCUAGAAGGAGAUGGAAGCUGCUCUGAUCUUGAAGUGGUCGAAUUUAGCAAGCUUGAUUCAUUGUCACUAGCUGCAGAGGCAAAAAAAUUCCUUGCAAAAAGCUCUCAUAAACCGAGGUCCUGUGAGUUAUUAUAGCUAAUGUGAAUGUGCUGCUUGCUGGUAGAUACAUCACAAAAUCCAUUGCCAUCUCAGGAGCAGCAAACCUUGGCAUGUUGUGUCAUCUAAACUCCAGGUAGUUUUCUCUAAAAAAAACUUUGGCUACCACUCAUGGUUUGUUUGCAUGGAAGCCAAACUUUCUGGUUUGUUCCUUGGGGCCCAGGGAAGGCCAAAGCAGACACUUUUGAGCAGCAUGCCCCAAUGUACUACUCCUUCACACUAAACCAUAGUCAAAUGUUAACUAUGGUUUACUGCAGGGGUUACCAGCAUGGUACCUGCAUGUGUGUCCAGAGAGGCCUUCCAUUGUGCCCACAGAGCCACUUCCCCACCACACACCUCCCACCCAUGAAAUUAGGCUUCAAAGAAGCAGUCUGUUUUAGCCAAUAGACUGGGUUUCAGUAUGCGAUUAGUUGCAGGGUGGCGGGGGUGCCCAUGACAGUUUAUCCAGUUUGCAGGUGUGCCUAUGGGCCAAAAGGGGCUAUGACCCCUCGUUUAACAUGAUGUGCUAACACAGUCAGUGUGUAUUGAGGGGCAGUUAGUAGCAGCAACAUGGAGGGUUAAUAAUAAAUGCAGCAGUCAAAUUAUCAUGAAAGAUCACUCAGGCAAGUUCAAAGUCUCUCUUAAAAAGAAGAUAAGGUAGCCUGCUAUCAUGAGGCCAUCAAAGGACAAGUAAAGUAAGUUUCCCUAUGGAGAGAGUUGCAUAGUUUUGAUGCCACUGCCCCAAAUUACCACUUAACAUCCUUUAGAAGACGGAGACACAGAAACCCAGAACUCCAAGUGUGGGUGUUGAUGGAGGCAGGUAUGUUCAUAUGGGAUGGGGGGAGCUGUUUCCAAGUCAUCACUAUUAAAGCUAAAAUGUAGUCUGUAGUGUAGCUUUUUUGCCUUCCCUCUGGGUAAAAAACAAACGUGGUGUUGGUCUUCCUAUAUCUGUAAGGAAGAAAUCAUCUUUGCUUGCAGUUCUGUUACCAAAAAAAAAAAAAAGGAACUCCAGCUUUGUUUUUCUCUGUCAGAGGCUGGGAAUAUUUUUAGUGGGCUUCGUGACACAGCUGAAGAUUGUUCAUGUGACACACAGAGCAGUUUGCUUGUUAGGAGUCGCCCUCUCUUUCUGGAACAUCCACUCAGAGCUCUGCCAACAUGCCUAGGGUGCCCCUGCUUCAUAUUCUAUUCAUACUGCAUUGGCAGGACAGAAUUCAGUCUAACAAGGCUAGAGCAACAUUCUGCUUAACCUUACUCUCUAGGACAGCAUGUUCAAGCUAGGGAGAAGCCUUCGGCUUUACUGCACGUUCUUUUGCUUGUUUCAGAGCCAGCAUGGAAACCUCGACAUCCUCUUCUGAUACAGUAUGUUUUGUUACCCUCCCUUCUUUAGUGGUGCUUUUGCUAAAGUUCUAGUGAGAGAAAGCUCAACAUGCAGAUAGGCAUUGAAUACAUGCAAUGAAGCAUUCCUUCAAAAGAUGCUCCAUUCAUUUCUGAAAUAGCUGCUGUCUGCUUUUUUUUUUCUUUUCAUUCUGUCGUAGACUUACACUAAAGUCCUGGUUAUCCAGGCUGAUCGAGAGCAUGAAAUAUGUCAGAAAUAUAUAGCAGGCAUAAACCAUAUUCAUCAUGUAGAAGGAUUCGAAAGUGGGAGGCUUGGAUGAAUGACUUUAGCCAUACCUUUUCUGUUGUGCAUGCCUGCUUGGUCUGUUUUGGAACUGUAAUGAGAUGGACUUGAAAUGGUUUUAUGGUGGUGGUUUUUGUACCAUUUGUGUCAUAUAAAUAGUGCCAGUAAUAAAUGGUGUGUUUGUGCACAUUUUUUUGCUUGCUUUUAUGAUGGAAGAAUAAUUGGGCAUCAUAAAGCUGCCCUUUUCUAUGAAAUAAAUCAUAAUACAAAAGGUUCUUGUCCCUUUUCAUCCUCAUUAGAGCUGUUUGUAGUUAUGCAAAGUGAUUUCCCCCCCUUAGGGCUUUGAGGUCAGUCUUUGCUUUAGCAACAAACUGAAAUUCAAUCUGCAUGAACAUGUUAGAAUUUCAGAAGGGUAAAACAUAGGUUUGUCAUUGAGUAGCAUUUAUAUUUUAGUUAAAACAGAGUUUGCCUCUCUUCUGUCUAUCUAGAUCGUGCAUUUAUUGGCAGUAUUAACAGGCAAAUAUGGAAUGAGGUACUUUGAUUAUGAAAUUGGAAUGUUUGGUCCUCACUGCUCUUAAUAUAGUAAAAGUUGGUUUCCUAAUCAGCUUAUGUUAGAUCUGGUAAUAUUCCUUAACACAGCCAUUUGAAUGAACUUAAGAAAUCCUCUCACCCCCAUGACUCCAGUAAGAAUUUAUUUCCUUUGUCCUAUGGUUACUCUUUCCUUGUUGUUUGAGUUUGCAGAAAGUUUUGGUUUAUUUGAUUAUUUUUUGUCAGUAUGGCUGAAUCACAGUUUGUUUGCUCAGAGGUUAUAAAAGUUCAGUGGCUUGUGGCAUUGUGCAGCUUUAAAGUCAGCUACCAGUUGUAUCAGGAGAUGCAAAAAAUGGGGGGGGCGUAGAGGAGUAGUUUCAAAUAAGAAAUACAUAGGAAUGAAAAUAAGAGAAUGACAUACUGUAUUUGUUCUCUGUGCUCUUGUUCCCAGAACAGAGCUGCUUUGUUGGGGCUUAAACAGUGAAAAUAGAGAGCAUUUAAAGUUCCUUUCAUUUGCUGUGGAAUGAGUGAUACGUAGUUAAAAUACAAUGCAUAAUCGUUGCAAAUUAAAGAUGGGUAGUAAGAGAUUAAAUUGGAAGAAGGUAACUGUAAUACAACAAACAUCUCCAAAGCAGAUUAGUCUGAUUAUUAGUGACUUGCUCAAGACCAGUGAAUUUUGUGGUCCUGUGGGAUUUUAACCCAAGUCUCCCUUGUCAAAGCUCAACACUCUUAUUUAUUCAUAAGACCACACUGAUUUGCUGACAUUUGCUUUCUAGCAUGAUCAUAAAGUGAUGCCAGUCACCACCUCUCAGUCACAAGGGUUCUUAUGGGGAUUGAUAGAGAUUGGGGGGGAAUCAAUUAUACCACUUUGAGCUUCUUGGAGGUAAAAGUGGGAUAUAAAUGCAGUAAAUAAAGAAUAAUAAAUAAAACUUGGCAGACAGGAAUACAUUUGAUUCUCAGUGGUUCCCACUAAGUUCUGUGGAAUAAAGUGAGCAGGUUACAGUUGGCAAGUUGUUGGAAGUGGCACAACCUGUUCUUUCGUCCUGUCCUGCCGGGAAGCAGUUCAGCUGGUUCAGUGAUGUUCUUGAGUAUAUUGGUUGCAUUUCCACCCAUAUAAGUGGCUAUAACUUCCUCUCCUAAGUAUUGUGCUUAGGUGCAUUGUUGUGGUUUCUCGAGGCACCUGGUUGGCCACUAGGUAAAGCAGAAUGGUGGACCUUUGUCUGAUCCAGUGGGACUCCAGUGUUGUGGGAGCAAGGCCUGUUCUUAAUGCUUGUAGCCUCCAUUGUGAGGAAUCUUAAGGGCCAGGUAGUGGUGAUGCAAUACUGGUUGUGUAGAAACAAAGUACUGUACUGCAGUUGUCUAAAUUUCUGGACCUGUGAAGAAAGCACCCACCACACAGGCAUGUUGCGCCUCUUUUCCCCUCGUGGUCCCUACAAUAUACUGGCCACAAACCCUGGCAUUUUUUUAGAAGUUGAUUUUGCCAUCAGCCCAAUUUAUGUAGGGCAUAUACUUCAUCUCUUAUAUUCAUAUCUGUCAAAUUGUUUUGCUGCUUUUUGCGAAUGCUCUGCUUCAUGUAUAAAAACCACCCAACCUGGCAGUUGGAUUUCACGUACUGAAGGGACAGCAUCCAUCACUGCACUUGAGGAUGGGCGGCUAGCUUAGGGGCUCAAGGCAGGCCACUGCUCCAUCCUCCAGCACCUCACUGUUGCUUCCUGCCCUCCAGCAUACACAGCCUGAGGUAGCUGCCUCAUCCCACGUAAUGUUAGGGCUGACCCUGAAAUCAGUGGUACAGUUGCUUAUCCUAACAACACCAUAUUCAUUAUUCAUUUCUACAGCUGCAAGUAUCUACAAUUCUUCUCUCCAGAUGAGGUGGGUUAGCAACAAGCAGUAGGAUUUGUUUAGGGCCUGGCUUUAUAAUUAUAAUUAUUUAUUAUUUACUCAGUUUGUAUACUGCACUUCACCCAAAAAUCACAGUGCAACAUGAAGAUUGCGCUAAACCCCUGGGUGAACUGGAAUCUGAAUAGACAUAUUUCUCUUGCUGAAUUAUUGCUUUAGCUCAUAAAUGCUACACAUGUAAAGAUUUAGGUUACAUUUGGUGUUAGUGGAGAGGGAUUUAUAUAUUUGCUGUUAGUAGAGUGGGUCAUAUAGCGUUCUGAAAUGACAUGCAUUUCCCCCCCAAAAUGUAUAUUGCAUAUAAAGAAUGACAGUGUUUUUAAGUGCUACUUUUUGUAUUUUAUAGAUUUUUUUUAACUUGGUGUUGCAUAAGCAUCUGAGUGCUUUCAUUUUGGAAGUGGAGAAAGUGGUGUAUAUCCUUAAAAUAAAUAACAAUUGCUGUGUACACUAGGGGCUUUCUUUAAAUGGAUUUUUGCUUUUUCUAGCAUCAUGUCACUUCCCUCCCCCCUUUUCAUUCCAGAGCAAAAACUGUUUUCACAACUAUAAACAUAAUUUUUGUUAAUACUGCAAGUAUGAACAUCUUUAAAAUGUUUCCAGCAUAUGUUUAAAAUUACCUAUAAAUUAAUUCAUGUAAAAUCUAUUUGAUCCACACAUUUCUAAUCAUGUAAAUAUUCAUAAUAUAAAUAAGUGUGCAUUAACAUUUGUGUUUGUGGCAAUCUAAGAUAAGAGAUUGAUCUAAAAAUUCACAAUCCAUCUAUGAAUACAGAUUUCACAAAUGCAAUGUUUUAUCUUCAUCUGGAGUGCCCUCUGCAGGCUAAACUAUAGCCAAACAGGAUAUGUAAAGCAAGCUUGAUUUAUUCAGUGUAUUGAUUGGUAAAGUGUGUUUUGUACCCUUAAAGGGGAAAAGAAGCUUGGGUGGGGGCUAUUUUGAGCAUUAAAAUAUCUGAUGAGGACAAAAGGAUCCAUCUCUUUCCCAUGCUAUUGUUCCAGUUGCAACUUCUCAAGGCUGCUUUUCACCAAAUAUCUAGUUUGGCCAAGUUUAUAUGCAUUGUAAUUUGAGCUAAUGCAUAUUUGAACUUCUUAAAUGCAUAUUUUGGAUACUAUACAAGGGGGAGGUGGAAUGCUAGGAGUGCAUUCCCCAAAUGUGGGGACAAUUAUAAGCCAUUUUAAAUGGAGCAAAUAAAGUAGAUAGAAUUGGGGGGCAAGAACUCCCAGUCCUGCAAUCCAUCACACUAAAAUAUCUCCUUUGUUUCAGUUCUCUAGCAGGAACAGUACUAAUGCAUAUAUAUAUCCAUUGGACAAAGUCUAGUGUCUGUAAUAAACCCUGAUAUGCAUGCAGACUGGGCUAGGAAUGUUAGGUUACCAAACUGGAAUAAAUUAAAUAUGGAUUAAAAUAUAUGUGUUACCCAGUGUGUUCUCUAGCUUUUGCUAGUAUACGUGUUGAAACAGACUUUGUUUGAGUGGUUCUGUGGUCAAAUAGAGAUCCUUCAGAUUAGUAGACAUCUCUACUGCUAUGAGGGUGGCAAACCACACACCACAAUUAAACAGCAGUGUUUGGUAUCAUUAAAGACUUCAGGUGCUGGGGAGCAGUUGGAAUUUUUAAAAAAUUAUCUCUCAGUUAUUAGCUUAUUUAAAUAAGUUCAUGUGAAGCUCAUCAGAGGUCUUGCCAUUAACCUUGCCUCCAUUGCUACGGGUUUACACGCUCUGUAGUAUAGUAGGCUAGACUAUUCUGUUGUGGCAAGAGUCCUGUUUUCUUAAGUUCUCUUUCAGCCUAAGUGAUACCAGGGUUUAAGCAUCAAGCACUCCUGACAACCAUAUGUCAGGAGUGCUCUGAUGGUGUUUCCUGCUUGGCAGGGGGUUGGACUCGAUGGCCCUUGUGGUCUCUUCCAACUCUAUGAUUCUAUGAUUCUAAGACUCUAGGUGUAAGUGGUCUAGCCUGGGUUGCAAGCCGAUUAGCAAAUGUAGACGGUAAGUAAGCAUUUCACAUUCUGAAUAAAUCAAUAUAACAGUGCACUUGAUAAUGAGGCAAGCUUCCUGUUUGUAGGUAAACUGGUGAGGACUUGAGUGAAGAAACCCAGCUGAACCAUUGACAGAGUUCCCUGAACCAGAAAUGAAAUUCUCCUAUGUUAGAAGUCUUUUCUUUCUCUAUGUAGUUUCAUAGCUGUCAACUCUAGCUGUACAGCUAGAAAUAGUAAAUCUGCCAAUGAUUUACUUGAAAGUAAUUCAUCCUAAUUACUACCUUUUUAUAUUGUAAGCUAAUUUUUGUUUGUAAAAGAUAAGCAAAAAUUAAUCCACAACUGAUCAUAUUGAAUGUAUAGUUGUGCAAAACAGGCAUGUUUUGUAAAUUGGCAUAGCUGUAUUUGCCAUUCAGAGGUGAACUUGGGGCUCCAUAAAUCCCAUUUUAUCUUGUAAUCUUGUGGGAAAUUAAGGUUCAGUUUAAAUAUUGCUUUUGUCGUGUGUGUGUGUGUGUGUGUGUGUGUGUGUGUGUGUUCAACAUGCUGUAGAAACUACUGACAUAUCUUCUUGGCUAAGGAAAUAUACAAACUGUUGCCUUUGUUUCCAGAACAUGUGACAGAAGUAGAAGUACUUAACCAAGUGUAUAUUUUUUAUUAUGCUAGAUGUCUUAAUUGUAUUCAGAGUUCAUAUGAUGAACUGUGACUAAUAAAUGAAAAAAAAUGUUGUUAGCAUGCUUGCUGCGAAGCAGAUCUCUAUUAUCUACACUUUUGAACCCCUGAAGGCAAUAAGUGUUUAAAACAGAUAAUUACAUUAAGGUUAUAAAAAAUACUUGAUUUUCGAUAACAUGGUAUCUCAGCUGAAGAGCCUUGCCUCCCACAGAUAUCCUUGGUUCUUUUCUCAUGUAAACCAUGACACCUAGUCCACACAUUCAAUGGUCCUGUAUCCAAAUUUUGGGUUGGGCCCCAGCUUGACGGUAAAAGCAGUUUGAUUGUAGAAUGGACUCCCUUGGAAGGUGGUGGACUCUCCUUCAUUGGAGGUUUUUAAGCAGAGGUUGGAUGGCCAUCUGUCAUGGAUGAACAAUAUGACCAUUCAAACAUAUGGUAUAAUAUUAAGAAAUAUGCCCACAAAUGUGUGUUUGGCCUAAAGAGAGGUCCCAGGUAAGAAAAGCCUGAAGACUUCAAGGUGUAUUUCCUGGAACUUUUCACAAUGAAAGAUUCCAAAGGUAUAUACAUGCUAAAGGUAAAGGGACCCCUGACCAUUAGGUCCAGUCGUGGCCGACUCUGGGGUUGCGGUGUUCAUCUCGCUUUAUUGGCCGAGGGAGCCGGCGUACCGCUUCCAGGUCAUGUGGCCAGCAUGACUAAGCUGCUUCUGGCGAACCAGAGCAGUGCACGGAAACACCAUUUACCUUCCUGCUGGAGCGGAACCUAUUUAUCUACUUGCACUUUUAUGUGCUUUCGAACUACUAGGCUGGCAGGAGCAGGGACUGAACAACGGGAGCUCACCCCGUUGCAGGGAUUUGAACCGCUGACCUUCUGAUCGGCAAGCCCUAGGCUCUGUGGUUUAACCCACAGCACCACCCGUGUCCCUUAUAUACAUGCUAGUCUAUGGUAAAAAGGAAAAACAAAACAAACAAAAAAACCACCAGUGACAUUGUAAAGAUACCAGACUUAGAUAAAAGCUUUCAUUGCAAUAAAUCUGCUGUUCUUUCGGGUGUCUCAAGAUUCUGGUAUUCUCCCUGGAACUGUAAGAAACCGAUUUGGUUAAUAAGCAACUUGUAUUAUGCAGGUUGAGUUCAUCUCCUGCUCAUAGAGAGUGGCAAGCAAAGCAAAUAAUGUAAUUGUCAUGGUGAUGAAAUUUCAAGAAGAGAUGUGACUACUUUUGUCUGAGAAAUUACUACGGUUGGUUCUAAGUUUCCUGUUAUCAUGAUAUCUGCUCCUUGUUUGGGGUGUAUAGGGUGUUAGGGAAGGAGUACUAACAUUGGUGGGGGACAUGUUGUGCUCCUUUGGGGUACUUUGUCCACCUUUGGUCCCCACGCUGUACUCAGCUCUCACCUGUGGUGAUAAAAUUUAGUAUUUUGUUCAGAGUUAGAGAUAGAUAUCAUUGGUUCUUGCAACCACCGAUAAAAACUUCGCCACUUCUAAUUUUCUAGCGUUUGUCUGGUCUUCCAAUAGGAACCUCACAUAGUGAGCCUCUGAUUUUCCCGGGAAAGGUACCAGCAAGGGCAAUAUCAGUUCAACCGUGGCUUGCUCGUAUUUCGCACAGUGCAGCAAAAUAUGUUUUAUAGAAUUGAUGUUGUGGGCACACGAGCAAAGUCUGUCCUGGUAGGGAACUCCUCUCAACCUGCCAUCCAACACUGCAGAAGGAAAGACGUUUAGUCUGGCUUUGGUGAAUAACCUUCGAUAAUUUGGUACUGUAAAGUUUCUAAUGUAAGGUGCCCAUAUUGUACUCCUACAGCCAAUGGACUACAGACUGCGUGUGAUCAAGAUCACAAGUCACUCACUAUGUGUAUUAUCCCAUAAUCUUUGCUUUAGUGUUUUUAGGACGCCUUCAUAACCCAGGUAAAAAAGAUGGGGGUGGAGGUGACAGACCAUUAGAGGUGGCUUUUCUAGCCAUGGUUUUCUGCCAUUUGCUGACAAACUCCUCUUUGGUCAGAUGUUGAUACAAACUCUUCCCUAGAUCAAACACUGAAAUCCUGAGCCAAUGUUUUAGGGCAGCCCACCAUGCUUUAGUUGAGAUUGGGCAUUCACCAGAUUCUAACACAAGGAUGUAUGGAGUUGGGGACGCAGUUAGGGACCUGUAGCAGAGAUCGUAAAUUUUUUGCCUGAAAGCCGUCUAGCUUAGGCAGGUCCCCAUUGUGCCAGACAUUUGCAGCAUAAAGGAGUUGGGAAAUGGAUUUUGCGUUGAAAACCCUUAAGGCUGCUGGAACAUACAAUUGCUCUUAAAUAAAAAGGCAACUCAAAUAAUUAAGGAGAUGGAGCAACUUCCCUAUGAGAAAAAAAUCCAGCAUUUGGGGCCUCUUAGUUUAGAGAAAAGUUGCAAUGUUUAAUGUAGACUGUGACAGUGUAUGUAAGCUAAUUUUUUCUCAAUGAUUAGUGUUUUUGCAAAGAAAAAGACUAUAAAAACAUUUCUUAUUUUAUUUUUUUUAAAUCAAAGCAUGUUCCAUGCUUUUUAGGUGCCUUAUAUGGUUUUCAUGUGUUGUCGCUUUUUUAUUUUUAUUAUGGCUAGGGGCCUCAAAAGCUGGAAGUUGCAUGGGCCUUUCUGGACCUCUGAGAGGGCCUGGUCCAGUGGCAAAUGGUGAUGGGUGAACCCCCAUCUGCACAUGCAUUGGAAGGCUUUUGGGAGACAGGUCUGUUUUAUCUGCCAGCACAGUAAAAUAUGGUUACCCUCUAUAGGGAUAUUCUUCUGUCUGAUUCUGAAUAUUACAUAUAAUCUCAUCCUUCAAUUAUAUCCCCUUGAUCUUAACUUGUCUUUAUUAUAGACAAAUCAGAGGUAGCCAGUGUGGUUCCCUCCAAAUACUAUUACGCUACAGUAUGUACCAUACCUGGCUUUCAGCCAUACUAGCUUGAAAAUUGUAAUCCAACACCAUCUGGAGGGCUACCCCUGGAAUCAAUGUUUUGCAUAAAAUGAACUUAUAAAAUUAUUUUAGCUGACUUUUCUGUCUUCUGCAUGUUGUUCACAUUUUGAAAUUUAGUAUCCCCUUUUUCUCUCCUCUUCUGGGUGUUUGUUCCUUGCAACAAUAUAUAAAGAAACAGUCAUGCAUAUCGUUCCCGCUACCCGUACUGCUGUUUUCUUCCAUUCAUAGUGCUUUUCCCCAGUUACAUAACAAGCUGCCUUUUGAAGGGCCAUGCAUUCCACAAAUAGUUAUACACUUUUAUGUAUGCACACAAGUGCACUGCAUGAAAACUGGCUUAUACAGAGAAAGCCUUUCAUUUGGAGUAACAUUCUCUAAUAUAUUGGAAACCAAACUACAAUAACUGAACUAUUUAAGGAUAAUAACUAAGAGGGUUUUUUUUUUAAAAAAAACAAAUAUUCUUUUAGUGACCUGAAGGCUCCAUUGUUGGCCAUAGGUAUGCAUGCUAUUCCUCCCCCCAUUCCACCAUCCAGCUAUGGUCUCAAUUGAAAUAGGUUUUAUAAGAGGGGUUCUUGUUUGUUGGCAGCGGGGGCUGUGUUGAAAACAGGCGAAACCAAUUUAGCCCAGAACUUAUGUUGAGAUUAAUAUGCAGUCUUCAAUGUAUAGAAAUAUGAUCAGUUUUUAGACUGCCAGUGUACUUUCAUGUACCACUGAAAUAUUUUUAUUCUUUGUUAUAGAUAAAUGUGGUUUAUAAGUACAUGGAUAAUCAUAUAUAUGAAUUUGCUGGAUUAAGGUUUUGAGUUCCAAUAUAACAAUUUCCACACUCUUCUCCCCUCCCCCCACCUUGCACCCAAUUGAGAGGAAUAAGCAACAGAAUCUGUCCCCAUCAAGCUUGAGGAAGCUCUACAUGUGACAUUAACAGGCACUGAGUUGACUUACUGUCCUGUACAUGAGAAAGAAUUCUUAGCUCACCAAAUUCAUUGACAAAUCUAUUCUUCCAUCUCUGAAUUUUUCUGCCAGUGCUUUGGAAUGCAGUAUUUUCUUUAGCUGGCCUACACACACACACACACACACACACACACACACACACACAAUGUUAUACUUGUGUCAUGCUAAACCAAUCCCAAUGCAUCCCUGGAGAGAAACCCAUAGAAAUGUUCACCAUGUCUGCUCUGAGAGCGUCUAUUAACUUUAAAUCUUAGAGUACUUAUUCUGCUAGCAUUGUUUUGGCAAGGACAUUACACUGCUCCUUCCUCAUUUGUCUAAACUUCUUGGUUCCAAACAGACUUGGAAAGGAGCCUUGGUUAACUGCAGGUGUUAUGAGCAUCCAACAAGUUUUGAGCUUAACAGGUUUCCAGCUUAUCUAAGAGAAGGAGAUUGGAAGCUUUUGCUCUAGUUUUUUAUUUUUUAUUUUAUUAUUAUUAUUAUUAUUAUUAUUAUUAUUAUUAUUAUUAACUGCAGCUUGUUGUUUCAUCCAAACCUGAUAAACUGGUUGACCUUAAUUAUUGUAGUGUAGUCUGUGGGUUAUGGAGCUGGUUUGUUUCAACAAAACAUGGCUAAGAGUAACCAGUUUGUCAGGUUUGGAUGAAACAACAAGCUGCAGUUAAUCAAAACUGGAAGCCAAAACUUCCAGUCUCCUCUUUAUAGCUUUGCAGGAGUGUGUAUGUGAGGGAGCACAUGCAAGCCUUAGAUUCCUUAUGGCUCCCUCCCAUAAUGAUAAACCAUGCUUUAUUGUGAUGUCUCAUUUGUCCCAGUGUGCAAUGUAGACAGUUACAGUAACUCUUUGAGAGUCUUCGUGGGUCACUGUGUAUCAGACAAUGAAUCUCAUUAGAACAGGAAUGAACUUCUUCCAGGUUGCCGUUGCCUACUAUAUGAGUUAUCCUAUAAAAUGAGCAUGUUGAGUUCAUUUCCAAUGUUUUGAGAUAAGUCUCUGCCAGGUUAAAGAUAUCAGGAGCAUGACUACACAGGUGCAAGGUUGGAUCUCCUGAUGGAAGGGGCAGAGGGGAGGUGUUUUUUGCCUGUUCUCCUGAAAAUCUGCUUCAGAAGGAGGGGAAACUGUCCUGGAUGAUGUAGAAGGUGGUACUGGGGUCUGUAGGGGGGAGAGAGAACAAUAGGAAAUCUCCUUCCCAUCUCUAGAUUGGUAAAUCUAGAUCCAGUUCAUGUCCAAACUGUUUAACGGCAGCAGUGUACAUAAUGGAAAGUUGGUUUUUCUACAGUGGCAAUGUCAGAUGUUCUGGAAAGUUGGAGUCUCUACCCAAGUUACCUUAGUUAGCUUUUUAUUUUUAAAAAUAAUACAUAUUCUGUCCUUCCUCAAUGAUAUCAGGGUGGCUAACAAUAAAUUCCAUGAAAAAAGUAACACAAAAUCAUAAAACUACAAUCUACUGAUUUCACAACUGAACAUCAUGUAUUGUAUUGGGACAGUGUCUUAAUCUGGCAUCUCUAUUGGGAAACCUCAAUCACAUGUCACAAUAUGAUGAGAUGUUUCCAAUGAAGGAACAAUGAGCAAGUUGUAAAACUUGCUCUUGAGUUGCGUUUCUGCAUUCAGAACUUCUCUACCACUUGUACCAACAACAGUGUCCUCUAUUUUCAUUCCACUCUUGCCCUUAGUCAGGUGCAAAGAUCCAGUUUACCACUGCAGGGGAGCAGGGCUACAUUAAAUUAGUUGACUGGGUCAUGUGGAUGAAUUUCUCCUGAGAUCUCACUGAUUAGUUGGGAACAAACAUCUUUGAUGCCCCUUGAAAGUUCUGCAUUGAUGAGUUGAAAAAUAUACCCACGUAGUUCCUCAUUCUAAUUAAUGCCAGCCUUGAUAAAGUUUGUUAUGCUGUGGGUGACUUAAAGUUGUCUGAACCUUUGGUUUUUCUGGUGUUUCUGUUUUGCUUUUCCUACGGCAAAGUUGUUAUCUGACUCAAAACCACUUGAAAGAUUUUCCCUCUAACUGUCCUUGCAUCCAGGUCCACACACCUAUUCACCCUGGCUCCAAGGCAUUGCAGAGCUUGUAAACUUGGGGUGGGAGGAGGAGCCAAAGGCCUGGGUAGCUAGCAUAAGUUACUUCCAACACCCAGGGGCAGAGAAGCAUAUAUAAGGAAAGUGAAUUGUAAUUGACCUGGAGCUGUAAUGGGCAUAACAGUUGUGUGCUCUGUAGCUUUAAAUUGAAGUGACGGUGAGCUUGCAUUUUUUUAAAUGUUCUCUGCUGAAGGAAAAGCAUAUACCAUGCGUGAGCUCAGUGUAACUAUUCAUUUGCAUCAGUGAUAGUGGAGCACACAGGGCUGCUUGUUUUGGCAAAUGGUCUGUUUAUACAGCAAGUACCCAGAGCUCUUUCAGUCUCACAGAUGUAGGGAGCAGAGUAGUUGGUCUGGGCGACAGUCCUAGCAGUACCUAGCACUGAGCAGGGCGCUGCAGACGGGCCAUGCAGCAAUGUUUAUGUGGUGUUGCUGUACCUGUGUGUGCUGUGAAAAUCAUUUCAGUGAACCUGGCAAGGUGAGAUCCUGCAGAAAAGCAUUGCUGCGUCUGAUUUGGCUGCUCUGUUUACAACUCCAGUGGCUCAUUAAUAAGCAAUAUUCUUAGAUAUGCUCCUCCCCCCUCCCUUGCUGGCUUGGCUUUUUAUAAUCCUUGAGUCAUUUUUAACAUCUGCAGUUAAGAAGCUUGGAAGCGUAAGAGCUCCCGUCUGAGUGAGUGUUAAUCUUGAAUAUAAAUGGCACAUUCUUUAUGAGGAGUAAUAUUAGUAAAAUUGAUGUGUCACAUAGCUGCCUAGGUCAGCCACAUAUUUUGAUGUAAAUGCUUGCUUUGGUUUUCAGUUGUACAAUGUGCAUUUCAUGGGAAGCCUGAACAUAUUGCAGAAUCAUCCUUGGUGUUGGAAAAAGCAGCCUGUAUGGGCACAUGCCCUUAUCAUUAAACCAGUGACCUUCAGAAAUAAACUUGCCAUCUUUUUAGGUUUUUAUAAGCUGCCACAUCAAGCAUCAUAUUCCAACAUGAAUAGAAACAAAUGUGGAAAAUCCCAGGUUUUCUAUGCAUCUGCAUUUCAGUAAAUGGUGGAAGUAUGAGAGGCCCCUGCUUAUUAAGUUAUUAAUACCUCUGUUAUCCCUCAAGUUUGGUAUGCAGAGGAGAGUAGAUAAAAUGUUUACAUUACAUUUUGAUAGCUUCAUGUUAAAAGAUAGUUGAUCCAAGAAAUUCCCUCUUCAUUCUUAUUCAUAUGUGGAACGGGCACUCUAGUAAUAUGAGCCAGAGCAUUUGGUUACAAUAAAUACAUGGUAGAAAUGGCUGCAGAAUAUUCAAGCAGGAAAAAGCACCAUUCUGUUGGCUCAGUUUGUUUAUAUUUUGGGUAGAGAGUGUCUUCUAUUAAACAAGAUCAAUUGUCCUUUCUGUGAACUAGAAAAAGGGGAGAUGAGGAUCUUUACUCUUGAGGAUCUGCCAGGAACUUUAUUGCUCUCUAUAAUUCUGGGAAAGAGGUUGAUCUGCCCUAUGCAGAGCCCCUGCUUUUGUUGGGACCCCUUGUCACCACAAAGUGAAUGUGGAGCAGUUAGACUGAGGGGCCAGUGUUUGUUCUCUGAGGUUAAGGCCUUGUGGCAGCAGAAGUAGCAUUCCUCACUGCACCUGCAGGGGAAACAAUCUCUUAACACCUCCCUUAACACCUCGCACACAUAUACUUCUGCUUCUUCCAUAUUUACUGAUUAAGUGAAGCGAUAAAGUGCAAGAGAAUUAGGUGGCUUUAACUGUAGGCCCUCCUUUUUUAAUCUUUGCUGUUUGUGGAGAUGUCAGUUAGAAUCUAUUAAAUCUGCAGGAAGUUUGUACCACACAUGUGAGUGUAUGUGUGUCUGGUGUCGUAAACUUUGUCAUCCUAUUAAUAUUUAUUUAGUCACUGCUCGUUUGCAAAUUUCAUAACAUGUUUGAGCUGGCCUACAAUAAUAACAGGAAAUAAUCUUAACUUUAAAGGUGAGGUAGCGUCUACUCAUUGUCUACUGAAGUGAAAGGAUGGGAGCAGGAGGAAUGAAUCAAAUAAUUUAUUGCUGUAUUGUAUCAGCUGCAUUUUUAAAUACUUGCAUAUUUUUACCAGUCUCUGCCAAUAGAAAUAAACAUUUAACUGCCGGUAUCUUAAUAUUAAUAACCUGGCUAACCCUAGACCAGGUCUCUUGGUGGGAGGCUUAAUGUCUGGCUUUAAUCAGUGUUAGACUUUAGAACUGGUAUGUUAAAACAGGAUGACAGAUCCUUCUGUCUUCAGAUAGGUCUGUAUGAGCAUGUAAGACCCACUUCAAAGCCCCUCGGGAAAACUUCCCAAAUUGUGUUUCUGGCACCCCCUUUAAUCCUAGGCAAUCAACCCCUGUAAAAGCUUGUUUGAGGUAAUAGCCUGGGAGUAGUGAGCCGUUAGCAGAACAAAUCAUCAAAGAACUAAGUGUGAGAAUGCAGAUAGUGGGGCCUCUCUCUGUGUUACAAAAGACCUGGUCUUGGGUUAGAACAUGUGGGAUAUGACCAUUCUCUGAAAAAGGCAAGGAUGCUGCUGUGUCUAUGAGAGAGACAGAAACUUGCGGGGGAGGAAGGCUGGGGGCUCUUCCACUGUAGGCUUCAGAUUAUAUAUGUGUGUAAAUAAACCAUACAUCAUAAAGACACCAGAGUCUGUGUCCCCCUGGGUUAAAGUGUGCCUGGUACCUCUGGAAUCUCACACCGCUCAAAGAUAGGGUGGCAUAUAACAAUAUUUUCAGCAUUAAGCUGCCCAGAUCCACUUCAUUAAGAGAUGACAGAAGUGGUGCUAAUAGUCUCUAAGCAGCAGAUUUAGUAAUUCAAAACUGGAGUUCCUUAUACAAGCCACACAGUCCAUGUGCAUCAUGUUCUGACUCUGGAUUCCCAGUGGGUUAGGCCCUUGCAGUUGGACUGUGUGAUGAGUCAUGAUGAGUUCCUUUAAUUAGAGCAUUCUUAACAGGAUUAUUACACAGCUAGUUACCCAUCUGCCUUGAUUUAUCUGUGUCUUUUGUAGAAUUUUUGAACUACAUGUUUCUACCAGAGCAUGAAUCCUCUUGCACACCAGUUGCAUCUUAAAAUGCUUCUUGUGUUUAACAGCAAGCUAGUAAGAGAAUUGUUUAAACAAAACAUUAAGCUUUGCUAGUGUUUCUCAUUUUGUGUCAUAUGACGUAGGCUUAUAAAAUCAGUUAUGUUUGGAUCACAGACAGCUUUUAGUUUAGCCACCUGUGAAAAUUGCUGGAAUGAAGAAACUUUGGUAUUACUACUAUUGCUGCUAUUAUUAUUUCUUCAAUCUAUAUCCCUCUAAAGGUGACUAGGGCAGUCAACAGCAUAUCAUUAAAGCAUUCUAAAAUAAGUGACAUUCUCAGCCAAUGAUUUCAGAGUUACCAGUGACAGUAUCAAGCAUCAGGUGCCUGGGGUAAACAAUAAUGUUUUGAUAUUCCUCCUGCAAGCCAAUGAAAGAUGUAUCUCACCAGGGAGGGCUUUCCACAAAGGGAGAACCACCACUGAGAAGGCCCUGUCAUGAGUCAACACUAAUGAGUCUGUCACCAGUAGUGGAACAACCAACAAGGCCUCAACAUGCAAGUUCCAAGGUGCAUACAUCAUAAAGACACCAGAGUCUGUGUCCCCCUGGGUUAAAGUGUGCCUGGUACCUCUGACUAUCCCAGCUGAGGAAAAGAGGCUUAGCCCUGUGCAAAAGGCUGGUCCAGUCACAAGGGUUAUAAGGUUAUAGUUAGUGGUGCAGCUAGGUAAUCUGGUGAUCCCAUUCACAUUAAUGAGAUAUGACUGUCCUGAGAGAAAGGAAUGCCCUGGAACAGAGGCUUUCAACCUUUUCGAAUCCACAGGUCCUUUGGCCAACUACACUCUUUCUGUGUCAGCCCUGUGGGGUUCAGGAGCCCAAUUAUGACACCCCUUGCCUGCAGAGCUGGCAGCCUCUCACCUUUUCUUGAACACCCUCCUUUGUGGAGUGUUCCCUCAGCCUCCUCUCUUCUCCCAUCUGCUUGGGAGUCCUCUGGGCAGCCGCUGCUGCCACUCCUGAUCUCUGAGCUGCACCCCCCUGCCCCAAAGAGAGAUGCCUCCUCACACCGUCCCACAGGGGCCUGGGACUUGUCUGUCCAUUCCUAGUGUAAACCACAUUGAGAUUUUUUUUUCUUUAAAAUAUAAAGUGGUAUAGAAAUGAAAUGAAUAAUAAUAAUGGUAAUAGUAAUAACAAUGGUGAUUAGACAUUCCAACCUCUAACCAAGGUUUAAGGUGACAUUUGGCGAUUACCUUAUAUAUUUUGAGUUUCUAACACUGAUGAGUGUGUGUGUAGAAACUAGCCUACUGUACAGAGUUAGAAUUAACAUUCAUUGUUGCCCCACUCUUGCCUGUGGCCCUUGAAAGGUUGGCCAGAAGGGAAUGUGGCCCUCAGGCUGACAGAGGCUCCUCACCCCUGAUGUAAAGCAUAUGAGCUGCCACUGAUCUGUUGCUUCCUGCUGUUAUCCUCUCAUGUCAUUAUUAACCCAUUUUCCUCCCAGCUGAGCUCAAAAUACUGAAAAUAAGCCACCAACAGGGAGAGUUAGGGGCAUUUUCAGGAGAGUUUGGCGCACGCGCGCACACACACACACACACACACACACACACACUGCUUGGUUCCCCACAUAGAGCCUUCCUUGCAUUCAAGCAGUCUUGACCAGUACUUGUAGUUCGAUGUAAGAGGUCAGUCAUUGAAGUUGUGGUUACUGUAUUGUGCUUCUAUGAACCUUAGCAUUAAUGUGCAGGUGCUGUUUUAAAAAUAACUUUAACAGCAGUUUUAAAUGUUCAGAUAAGACUUCUGCUAAUAGAAAUGCCAGCUUGCUAUCUAGAGUAAUCAAUACCAAAACAGUGAUAUGAACUUGCCAGCAUGCUGAGUAAACAGUGUUAUGUUAAGGAUGAUGUCAGAUGAGAGGAGUUGUCAGCGGAAUUAUAUGUAUGCAUCGUAGCAGGGCACCAAUAAUUUCCGGUGGAGAUACUGAAGAAUAAUCCACAUGGUGCAGAAUAGCUGUUGGCUAGCUCAUUCAGGUGUCUUUUAAGGACCUGAUGCAGUCAGUCAUAGUUUUUAGUGAUUUCUCUCGGCUGCAUGUCAAGUUAGGACAUUUGCUUUACUGACAUGCAGAUUUGCAAAGUACACUCAACUCUGUGUACUCAUCAUGAAUCAUGUAAGUUCUUAUACAGGGCUUGGAUUUUGGGUCUCUCUAAACACUGGAUGGACAACAUGUAGUUAAAUUACAAUUGUGAAAGUUCCGAAUUCAUAGAAUCAUAGAAUUGGAAGGGAUCCAAAGGGUCAUGUGGUUCAACCUCCUGCGAUGUAGGAAACACAACUAAAUAACCCAUGACAGAAAGCCAUCCAAUUUCUGUUUCAUUUCCAGACAUACUAAUGGAUAAUAACUGCGGAGCUUUCUUCUAACAAGCAGACUAUAAACAUGAUCACUCAAGGUGGAAUGUGCCUCAAAGCAGCACUGGGUUAUAAGCUAUCUGGUGCAGAAAAAAUAUCCCAGUUUGUUUUAUUAUUUACUUAUUUAUCAAAAAUAUGUUUAGGGUGCUUUUCUGGGCAAGUAAUCCUUGCAAUCAACAAAAAGCAACAAAAUUUUAAACUACAACUCAGCAACACUACAUAUUUUUUGUUUUAACAGAGCCAGAAGAAAUGUAAUUUACCCAUAAUUAGGGAAAUGGAUUUUUUCCUUUAAAGCAUCAGUAAAAUCUGUCAUGCAAGUUUUGGUAAUUAAGAUUGCUUAUCAAGUUUUCCAUAGUCUAACCUCACCAGAAUAUAAGCUUUGUGGGAAUUAGAGCUCUUUUCCCAUCACAACUGAAAUAAUCUUCAGAAACCGGUCUGCAGAAAUAAUAAUAAUAAUAAUAUGUAUAUGUAUAUGUAUAUGUAUAUGUAUAUGUAUCCCAUCUCACUGAGUUCCUCCAGCCACUCUUGGUGUCUUCAUACAAAUUUAAACACAAUAUGACAUCAAACAUUAAAAACUUCUCUGAACAGGGCUGCCUUCAGAUGUCUUCUAAAAGUCAGAUAGUUCUUUAUUUCCUUUUCAUCUGACGGGAGGGUGUUCCACAAAGCGGGGGCGAGCACCAAGAAGGCCCUUCGCCUUUUAUUAUACAAAAGGAUUCCAUAGAACUGUCCCUCUUUUAAAGUGACCACUACAUCCUAUGAGAAACAUUCUUUUAUAAUUUAUGUGUUUAAAAACCAGCUGUACAACAAAUGCACCCAUUAUAUAUGGAUCAGAGAACAUCUAGGUCAUCUGCAGGACUUGUAUUUACAUGGGAUUUCAAAGGGAAUCUUCAGGCCUUGGUGAAGGUUGGUUACUCUUGCUGUUGUAUGAAGGCAUCACCUUACUCCUGCUCUGUCUGGGUACAGGGCAAACUCAUCACUGCUCUUCUCUGGGCCCAAAUACAUAUGCUGCUUGUUCUUCCAACACAACAGCACCAAGUAUAUGGGGCAGAGGGGGCUUCAGCCAACUUCAAUAUUUUGGGGCAAAGGACUCAGCCCCCCCAAUAUUGAGGAUGUUGCCACACCCCACUGUCAGUCCCCAUUCCCCCGCCCUGCUGGGCAAGCACUCAGUAGCCGGGCUGGACUCGCAAGGGUGAACAUCACCCUCUGUGCGCCCCAUCCCUCACACACUCUGGGUGCAGCUAGUAGCUAAACCCACCAAGAAACGCACAGCCAAUAAUGUUAACAGCUUUCUCUUAUCUGCUAGGAUUUAAGAAACCUGCUUUGAAUAAAUGGUGCCUCCAGUCUGCAGUUACUAUAAUAAUAAACAUUUUUUAAAAGUGUGCUGCUCAGUUAAUCAGGGAUGCCUUUUAGUCUAUAUUGUUUCUGGUCGGUAAUCCAGAUUAUUAUUUUCUCCAAGCCCUGUGAACCAUGUUUGGCAGGUUGGUAGAGCCUGUCAUUCACCUGAUGUCACAAUGAUGUGAGGUGACCCUAUUUUGCCCACGUGAAAUCAAACUAUGCAGGCAAAGUAUCAGUGAUCAGCACUAAUCAGAUGAUCAUUGGGGCUUUGUAGGUGUGCCUGCAAACUCCCUAUUGGCUUGAGCCAGGUCUUUGCCUGCCUAUUUCUGAUGUCAGGUGUAGGGCAGGUGGAGGUGGCUUGGCCAAAAUGCCUUGUGAGGCAAAAUGGUGAGGCCUUAUGGGUCUAACUAGGCACGUGGGCGAGAGAUUUCUUAAACUUGUUUGCCACUGUUCCAUGGUAAGACAUGUUCAAAGCUGUGUUCCUCAAGGGCUGCCGUAGAAAAUGGUCCAGAAAAUUCAAGUGAUGCAGAAUGUAACUGAUAAGGCUAUGUGUGUACGCCCACCUACAACCUACAUUACAGUGUUUACACUGACUGUCAGUUUGUGUCCAAGCCCAAUUCAAGGUGCUUAUUGACUACUAAAGCCCUACAUACCUGCAUGGUUCAAAGACGACUCCUCCCUCCAUGUGUGAUGUGGCUGCCUAUUAAGAUCUUCAAGCAGGGCUGUCCUCAAAAUUCCAGAGAGAAAAUCACAGUGACUGGAAGAAGUAGGGCCUCCCCUUUAAUGAUUAGUAAACUCAUUCAACUAGAUUUGGAAUGUGCAUGUCUUUUUUCGGAGCCCUGCUUUAAAAGUCAAAGCUUAUCACAUGCCAGAUAACACCUUUUUGGAGUUCAACAGUUAGAAUACCUCCAUCACCUUCCCUUACUUGUCUCUGAUACCUGCCCUAUAGUUGAAAUAAGGGUUAUUUGAAUGAACUUACAAUUAUCAAAGCUGUAAAAUGAAAUACAAGUGGUAAGUUCAACGUAAAUAGUUAUUAGCUAGUGGUUAAGAGCCAAAUUUGGCAAUGCAGCUUACUAUAUAGCCAUACGCUAUGACAUCAAUCCAAGGCAGUUACUCCCUGGAUAAAGACACAGCACUGCUCUUGACCCAGUUUUCUUAUAUCCGAAAGCACUUGCUAUUUGUAUAGAUGGGUCAACAGGUGCACAUGCAUAGAGAAACUUCAUUUUCUUGUUUGCCAUUCUGUGCACAGUUUCUGAAAAAAACGAAACUGUAAGGAGUAUCACAUGGUCAGACUAAUUAUAGUGUCGAUUGCUACUUCUCAUGAGAAAUUUCGAACACACCUUCAGAAAUAAGUGAUUCAGACAAAAAGCCACCAUUCUAUUCUUCCCGUAUCCUGAAGCCAUAGUGGCCAACCAGAUGCCUGUGGCAGUGGUUUUCAACCAGUGUGCUGUGGCAUUCUGGGGUACCCUGAAUCAUAGUCAGGGGUGCCGUGGACAACACUGGCCUCUGUCCCUCUUUCCUUCCUUCCCUCCCUCCCUCUGAUGCCCUAUUGCGUCUCUGCCUCCCAAAGGCUUGCACAGAUGUUUGUGGCAGCAGCUCUGGCGACAAGCUCCCCAGGCAAAUGGUGCCUCUGGGACUGGCCGGGGGCUGCUUCCCAGGCCUCUGUGUGGCAGUGUGAGGAGGUACCUCUCUUUGGGGUGGGGGGGGCAGCUCAGAGACCAGUGGUGGAAGCUGCUGCUGCCCAAAGGACUCCCAAGGAGAGGGUAGAAGAGAGGAGGCUGAGGGAACACUCCACAAGGGAGGGUGGUCAAAAAGGGGUGAGGGGCUGCCAGCUCUGCAGGCAAGGGGUGACAUAACCAGGCUCCUGAGCCUCACAGGGGUGCCGAAGAAAGAACGUAGUUGGUCAAGGGAGCCGUGAACCUAAAAAGGUUGAAAACCUUUGGCCUAUGGGAACCAGAUGCAUGCAGGAACAUGAAUACAAGGGAACAUUCCCCACGUGCUCCCUGGCAACUGAAAUUGAGUGGGGUACCACCUCUGAUACAUGGCCAUUGUAGCAUGACAAUAGUUAUUGAGGACAAGACUAUCAAUGGCUAUCUAAAACCCUUUUAAAACCAGCUUUAUUCUUUGCAUGCACAUCAGUCUCUGACUUCUGUAUUCUGGGUUUCUGGGGGUUUUCCUGUUGUUAUUCUGUCUCUCACAGCUACUGUAAACCUACCAUUAAAAUUAUGGACUGGUCAUUUCUUCAUCAGAGGGCAAACGGGCAAAUUUAGCAGGGGAUCAAAUACUUUCCCCCUCACUGUAUGUGUAACCCUUGUAAGUGUGCCUAGUGUCUAUUGUGCCAUGCGCUCAGUUGAGGAACUGAGAUCAUUCAUUGCUUAUCCUGAGCAAUAAAACUGUUUACACUUGGAGAGCUCCACUUUCAGGAAGCAAUUCAGUUUCGUCAAAAAGUAGGAUUAAUAUUUACCCACUAGCUGAGAGUUUCAGUUAAAGGGCUAACUAAGGUUCCUAUAUCACCUGGUCUAAAGUUUUUUAAAAAUUGAUUUCAGCUUCACAGCCAAAGAUUUAACAGAAGAGGGCAUUAAAAAGAGGAAAGUCUGAUAGCACACACAGAAGCUACAUGUAAAAUGAAAUUUGCUAGCUAUGUCAAGUCUGCAAACGGCAAAGAAAACUCAAGGUCCAGGAGCAAGUACUCUUUGCAGUAGGUUUGUGUGUGUGUUUGUAGAUGAGCCUUGCCCAAGAGAGUGCCUUUAACUACUUCCAUUUCAGUUUUCAUUAUAAACUAUAUUUUGGUACAUCUUAAUUUAAGCCUUAUCUACAGCACUUGGGGGACGCGGGUGGCGUUGUGGGUUAAACCACAGAGCCUAGGACUUGCCGAUCAGAAGGUCGGCAGUUCGAAUCCCCGCGAUGGGUUGAGUUCCCGUUGCUCGGUCCCUGCUCCUGCCGACCUAGCAGUUCGAAAGCACGUCAAAAGUGCAAGUAGAUAAAUAGGUACCGCUCUGGCGGGAAGGUAAAUGGCAUUUCCAUGUGCUACUCUGGUUCACCAGAAGCAGCUUUAGUCAUGCUAGCCACAUGACCCGGAAGCUGUACGCCGGCUCCCUUGGCCAAUAAAGCGAGAUGAGCACCACAACCCCAGAGUCGGCCACGACUGGACCUAAUGGUCAGGGGUCCCUUUACCUUUUAUAGCACUUGGACAGCCUUUAUCUAUAGUACGCAUAGUGCAGUUUAUUUUUCCUACCUACAUCACCCCCUGGUGAUUGCUGCUAAUGGGACAUGCGGUCAGUAGUUAAGGGUUGUGACCCCUCAGAGCUGUAGAACAUAAAUGUGUACAUAUUUAACUUCCUUCCAUUUUUAAAGGAGGGGAUUACUAAUAUUCCCCCCACCAAAGAAAAUCCUAUAGUGCUUUCAAUGUCUACACCACUUGAAUUUAAUACUGGGUCAAGUCACUCUUAAACCAUUCUAUUCUUCAUUUUGUUUAAAUAGCUUAACUUGCUCCAUUGGCAGAACACACUGUGAAGGUUGGUGUGGUUUAAAGAUUGCCCCUUCCUCCUUGGGUGCCUUCCACCUCAGAUGACACCUUUUGGCUCCAACUCACCCUUUGCAUGGGUUCUCAACUAUGUGUGAUAGGUAGGGCGGAAUCAUGUUUCAUCUGCUGGCAAGUCUUUACAGCUUCCUUUGUUUUCUCUGGACUGCUUUUAAAGAAAAAGAGAGAGAGAGAGAGAGAGAGAGAGAGAGAGCACCUGUGUGUUAAGAGUCCACAGCUCACAUGAUGUCAUGCUGUUAUUUUUCAUGAACUAAUGCCUUCCCUGUUUGGGGAGGAGCUGCUGAGUAAUUAAAUGAUUCAUUGGUUUCUGUAUUAAGCCACCUUCCUUAAGACUUCAUUUUACUGCAUGCAGCGAGUGAGUGUAGAAUAGCUUUCAGCAGAGCUAUUGUAGGCAUGUUGCUCCUUUGUUCAAGUCAUGCACUGGGAACAGCUAUUGCGGCUCAGAAAAGCCAAGGUAGGUGAGAGAAAGGGGGAUCCUUUCUUUCCCGUUAAAAAGAAAAAAACAAUUGUAGUUAAGUUUUUAUUAAGGGUUUACUUAUUAAGAGUAGUCAAUAUGUUGAGAAAGUUAAAUGCUAAUUUCAUUUCCAUGUGACUUUUCCCAUUGUAGACAUUUUUAAGGCUUGGCUACAUACCAGUAUAUUUUGUUUGGGAGAGUUUCAGCAUCUCUGGCUGCUAUGGAAUUUUUGUGCUCAGUAAAUUGAUGUACAUUUCAGACUCGGGUGGGUACAUGAGAACGAAGGUGAAUCAUCCUGGAAGUUUAGAUACAGUCAUGAUAUUGAUACCUCAUAGUGUUGAAUGAACCUUACUUUGGAUGCUCACCUAUUCAGCCAUUUGUACAAGCAUACUCCUGUUCUGGGGGAUGUGGCCCCCACAUUCCAACUAUAUUUUUUAUUUAAAAAAAAAUUAUAGGCUGCUUUUCAAACAAAGUUUCACAAAGUGGUUUACAACAGAUUGGGAUCCGUGCUGGCCCAGGAUUGUAUGUGGAAAGGAAGCAUGAACACACAGUCACACAAUAAGAGACUGAAUUUAUUUAAAAGGUUUAUUUGCUAUACAUACUAUUACUGUGCUUGCUAUGUGUGCUGGAAAUAUAGAGCUUUUGGAAGUAUCACAUUACUCUCUCUGUUGUACAGGAUAAUACAUAUGACCCAGGACAGUUAACUCCUUUGCUCUUCACGAAGCUAGCAUCUGGAUGAAAUUUCUUGACCCUCAUCCUUUUAAGUUCUCCAAAAACUGGAGAGGCUUGCUGGUAUUCUUCUCACUGAUUUAGAGGUUUCACCUGAAUAUUGAAGAACAAUACCUAAAGAAACAAGAUAAUAAUAAGAAUAAGAAUAAUAAGUAUAUUUUUGCUUCCUAAAUGAAGCAAAGUGCAUUUUGAGUGGAGGCUGCAUGGUAUUAAAGCAGUUUGUAAUGUUCACUUUCUUAUUUUUUCCCCAGAUUGAGCGAUUAGAUGUAAGCAGUCUAGCACAAACAUCCAGUGCAGUGGCCUCAAGCACAGAGUGCAGCAUCAACGCAGAUUCCAUUGAUGGAACGCCAGAUCCUCAGCGCACAAAAGUGGCCAUCACCCACCUGCAACAAAAAAUACUGAAGUUGACUGAGCAGAUCAAAAUAGAGCAAACAGCUCGGGAUGACAAUGUGGCAGAAUACCUAAAACUAGCCAAUAAUGCGGACAAGCAACAGAGUGCCCGCAUCAAGCAGGUAUUUGAGAAGAAGAACCAGAAGUCAGCCCAGACAAUCCUCCAGUUGCAGAAGAAGCUAGAGCACUACCAUCGGAAGCUGCGAGAGAUCGAACAGAAUGGUAUCCCUCGACAGCCCAAAGAUGUAUUGAGGGAUAUGCACCAGGGGCUGAAAGAUGUGGGAGCAAAGGUCACUGGCUUCAGCGAAGGAGUGGUAGACAGUGUUAAGGGUGGACUUUCUAGUUUCUCCCAAGCAACCCAUUCGGCAGCAGGAGCUGUCGUCUCCAAACCCCGGGAGAUUGCCUCACUCAUUAGGAACAGGUUUGGGAGUGCAGACAAUAUUGCUAAUCUGAAGGACUCCUUGGAAGAAGGUCAAGAAGAUGGGACUGGGGGAAAAACUCUAGGUGUUCAUAAUUUUCAGUCAAGCCCAAAAUAUGGCAGCGAGGACGAUUGCUCCAGUGCCACAUCAGGCUCUGUGGGGGCCAACAGCACCACAGGGAUCCCUGUGGGAGCACCAAGCUCCAAAACGAACACUCUGGAUAUGCAGAGCUCAGGGUUUGAUGCAAUACUGCAUGAGAUUCAAGAGAUCAGAGAGAUGCAAGGACGGCUGGAGGAAUCUUUUGAGAACCUUAAGGUUCACUAUCAGAGGGAUUAUUCCUUGAUAAUGCAGGCUCUGCAGGAAGAAAGAUACCGGUGAGAAUUUCAGUCUAACUUUUCACUGAUACUACUGAUGUUAAAGCACACCUAGAUGCAUGCAUUCAUUCAGCACUAACAAUCUCACAGGUAUCAGGCAGCAUCCGUAAUAUAUAUAAAGGUAAAGGUAAAGGGACCCCUGACCAUUAGGUCCAGUCGUGACCGACUCUGGAGUUGCCCUUAUCUCACUUUAUUGGCCGAGGGAGCCAGCGUACAGCUUCCGGGUCAUGUGGCCAGCAUGACAAAGCCGCUUCUGGUGAACCAGAGCAGUGCACAGAAACGCCGUUUACCUUCCCGCCUGAGCAGUACCUAUUUAUCUACUUGCACUUUGACGUGCUUUCGAACUGCUAGGUUGGCAGGAGCAGGGACCGAGCAAUGGGAGCUCACCCCGUCGCGGGGAUUCGAACUGCCGACCUUCUGAUCGGCAGGUCCUAGGCUCUGUAGUUUAACCCACAGCGCCACCCGCGUCCCUUUUAUGCAUGCAUUCAUUCAGCGCUAACAAUCUCACAGGUAUCAGGCAGCACCGUAAUAUAUAUACACAUACACAAUUGUCCCCUUCUACAUGUGCAGGUUUCUUCUUCCAGACCUUCACCUCUUUCAGCUUGCUACUUUUCACAGCACAUGCAUUCUGGGUGUCUGUCCCAGUUUUGGAAACCAAAGUAGCCCUGCGCUACAGUUCCCUGCCCAUCCCAAAAUCCUCAUCCUGUUGGAUGAGGGAUUUUUUGAGCCCAACCUUUUCUGAUGAUCUACAUAGAGGGAGAGGGUGGAAGGCAGAGGGUUGUAGGAGCAAGAAUGUUCUAUGGCUGCAAAAAAAAAAUUAAAGGCCAAAGCUAGGACUUUACUCUGGAAGCUGUGAGCCAGUGCAGUAGUUGUAAUACUGGUCUUGUAGUCACCCAACACUUAACAAAAUGCACUUUGCAGGCUUCAGUGCUAUGCUUCUCUAAAGGUAUGUGAUACCUUCAGGGCCACCAAAUCUUGGAGAAUACUUCACCCUGUCUAUUAUUAUGAUAUUGGUAGUUGCUGUUCUUUUGUUGCCUCCAAAAAGUUGUACCUUGAGUUACAUAUUAAAAAAACCAAUAAGUCAGAUAUUUGGACUUGUUGGUCCAUGACUCCAUAUUGAAAUUGGGAGGGCCCUAAUUAUACAACAUUAUGCUGAUAGUAUUUGUUCAGCCUUAGAGCAAGCAUGAGCGGGCCGUGUUUUAUUAUUGAAUAAAAUAACUCACUGUAUCAUUUGGCAUAUGGGUCUUAGGAUACGAUAUACCUUUAGGCAGCACUAAUUGGUUUUGACGGCUUUUUUUGCCAUUUGCAGACAUUGAAGCACAGAGUGUAAUUUUUUUAUUCCCUUUGUUGUAUUUGUAACUUUGAGGUUAUAUUUGCUUCACUGGGUUUAAAGAUAGUGUUAAAAUAUCAUUACCCUUAAGCAAUCAAGAUAGAGAUAUUUAACUGAUUGCAAAAUAACAACAUUAUCCCAAGAGUUCUUCCUCAUCACCAUUCUGUAUCACAUGAAACUAGCUUUUAGACAUCUUGGUAUACACUCAUUAGGCCAUUGUUACCUGUUCCCAGAAGUGGCUCAUAGGCUCUCAAGUCUUUCCUAAUCCUGCUACUUAAGGUAAUUUUAACUAGUAAUGCUAGUAAUUAAAGCCACAGUUUCCUGCAUGCCAGUCUCUGUUAUUCUUUAUGUUUUUAUGUGUUAAACUAGUUCAGUUUAUAGUUGAUAUCUGUAGCAUUAAGCUGCAAGGAGGGGGAAAAGUACACUUGUUGUCAAAUAUAUCUUAUCUCCUAUGCACCAUAAAAUGGUAAGAAGGGCCUGGGCUUAGUGGUAGAGCACCUCUUUUACAUGCAGAAGGUCCCAGUUUCAGCCCCCAGCACCUCGGGAUAUGACUGGGAGAGACCCCAGUCUGACCCACUGCCAAUCAAUACUGAGCUAGAUAGUCUGAAUCUGUAUAAGGCAACUUCCUAUGUCAGUCACAUGUCUGAGUUCUAUGUGUGCGUGCAGAGCCCCUCUGUCAGGAAGAUUCUAUAGCUAGACACAGAGUUUUGGCAGAUACCUGGCCGCCAUCCUCUACUUUGUUUAUAAGGAAAAGUUGCUUAUAUAAAUAGUUAUGUUUCCUAACAGAAAGGAGGUUCAUGCUGUCUUCCCUCUCCCUCCUUCCCCUCAGUAGUGUGGAAGUUCCCUUUCUGGCAGCUUUUGUAGCUGUUACUGCCAUUAUAGCAUUGAAGAUAAAACAAAGAGCAUUGCGUCAAAAGAUUUAUUCGUUAACUCUCAUUGCCGUUUUUACUGUGUAAGGUUCCUUGCUGAGGGAUUAGUAAAAUCCACUUUAAGACACCCAAAAGAUAGGGCUCUCCCUUGGCCUUGAUGAAGUGAUAACUGAUGCCAAGAAAGCAUAUGGUAGUUUGCUGACGGCCAUAGGUAGAACCGGUAUGGGAGUUCAAGGCAGGCAUUUCUCCAUUCUUGUGUUUAAAAAUGACCCCAGUAUGAAAGUGAAGGGGUUAUACCAAAGGGUGCCGUUUCCUGUUCAAAUUUUUAUUUCUCCAAUGCAGUGGUAGCCAUUGUGGUAACCUUCAUAGAUGGUUCAACCUCAGUUUCCUGUCCGUUGGUCAUGCUAGCUAGGGCUGAUGGGAAUUAGAGUCCUGUGAUUGUUAGGGGACACUGUGUUAGCGAUUCCUGCUCUAUGUAGUUUGUUUAUCAUUCCCUGUUUGUCUGCAGCCUGCCUUCUUGCUGAUGGCAUUGUAGUUGCCUUUGUUCGCUGAGACUUGGUGCUGCUAGAGCUGUCUCAUCUUCUGAUUCCCCCCUCCCAUUCCACCCGGCCAGCAUUUUUUGAUGACAGUAUGAUUUCCGCAAGUCACUUCUGCCCUGUGCUGUAGUGUCAGAAGUUAUUAGAAGCCUUGGCAGAAGCUGUGCCUCCUGUCCAUUGGGCAGUUGAUGUGGCCUCAUAGUCCAGACUGAUUAGCCACUCCUUUUACAUCCCUCUUUGGUAAUCCAGCUCUAUCUGCAUGUUGUUCUUUUUGCAAUCGAUCCUUUAUCAGUGAGACCAAACUCCAAAAUAGCCUGUUGCUUAAUAGCUUUGAGAAUAUAGCUGAUGUUUACUUGAUAAAACAGGACUUUAUGUGCUGUCAACAGUUUCUACUGAGUCUCUCUUGUUACAAUUUAUGCCUGAAGCUUUCUUUACAGAGCGAAAAAUAGAUAGCUUAGAUGCACUCCGUUCACUCACAGACUGCCAGUCUUCAUGGGAUCAUCUUAGAAGCUCAAUUAGUGUGUUGUGCUGCAUUUGUAUUUCAGUUUUUACAAGUUUAAUCCCUUUGAUCUCCAUUCUGUUGCUGUUUAAUUCUAGUCUACCAAGAUAGCCUUGAGACCAGUCAUUUAGUGCUUUGCUGGCUUGUGAUAUGCAGAACUUUGUUUUGGAGACUUCUCUUGUAGUCUCAAUUUGAAAUCAUGAUGUAAAAAGUGAUGCAUAUUAUGUGGCGCUUUAGAACAGUGGGUACUUAUGCCAACCACAAAAUAUACAGGCACAUCCUGUACCACACAGACGAUUUUUAUUUUUAUUUUGUAUACAAAGGUGUGCAUUUGCUACAUCAGAACAGAAGAUGUCUAGCUCAGUCAGUAAGAGCAUGAGACUCUUAAUCUCCGGGUCAUGGGUUCGAGCCCCAAGUUGGGCAAAAUGAUUCCUGUUUUACAGGGGUUGGACUAGAUGACCCUCAUGGUCCCUUCCAACUCCACUUCUACGAUUCAAGUGAAAUGCUGGGUUUGAUACCUCUUACUGCUAGAUCAAAACAACCAGCUUUAAAAAAUCAUUAUGGCAUGUUCCAAUCAAUUUACGUCUUGGGUGUCCUAUAGAUGUUAAAUCGGUGGUGCAGGAGCUUCCCAUAGCAGGGCUGUGACAUCUAACGGGAGCAUUGGAUGUUUCAUCAUUAAAGAGAAAAUUGGGCACCCCUUCAGAGGCAGCAAGUCUUCUUUGCACUGCAGCAAAUUAAAAUUGCCCCCAACUAUUAGAUCAUGGGCAAAUAUCUACGUAUGCUGCGGAACCAAGGCAGUAAGCGCCCAGAGUACUGCAAAAAUGUCAGUUAAAAUUCAGAAUGUUAAAGGAGUUGCAGCACAUGCAUUACCUACUCAGCAGUAAGCCCCACUGAGCUCAAAGGAACUUAAAUGUGUGUGGGAUUGCAGCUCUGAAUAACAUCACAGUGCUCAGCCCAUAUACCUUCAGUUCAUUUAAUGAAUUGAUAUUGCCCUUCAACGGGUAUAUCCAAGGCAGAAAAAACAAAUACGUUAUAAAACAAUCAAUACAAGAGAAGGAUUAAAGUAUCUCAUCAAAUUCAAAGCAUGGGAAAAUAAAAUGGGCUGUACCUGGCACCAAAAAGACAUUAAUGCAGGCCCCAGGCAAGCCUCUUGGGAAGAAAAUUCCCUGAGUGAGGCACCAUAAAUAAAGGAAUGUUUUGAUAGCAUGGUAACAUGGUACAUAUUUGGUAUUAUUCUUUGCCCUCUGAUACAAGGCCUUGGAGAGAGCCAAAAAUUGCAGGAAUUUUUUUUUAAAAAGAUGUUAUAUUGGUAUUUAUAGCUGAUCCCCUUGGUACUCAGACUGCAGUGUUUCCAAAAACACAAUAAUCUCACAAUAUAGGACACAAUAAACCCAAAAUACCACUAUAUGUUAGUAAGCUUCAGUGCCUGCAUGCUCUGAGGGUGCUGUAGGGUCAUUGAGGGUUUCUACUCAAGGUAGAGGCUUGCUGCCUUUACAGAAAAAUACUGACAGGUUGGACUAACCCCUGCCUUUUCUGCAAAUCCCUCCCCAAACCUCCCUAAUGAAGAUUGUACAUGUGUCCAUUCCUCUGCUGUUGAAGAAUAUCACUGGUAGGAGAAGGUAACAACGUGGUUUAAUUGGCAAAAGGCAGGCAAACAUGGCUAGUUUCUGUCCAGUGAACAGAAUACAUUUCUGGGCAGGAAAAGGGUAAGGAGGCUCUGCCACAUCCAGAGAUUACAAGGUUCUCUUACACACUAUGGUGGGAAGAUGGACUCUGUGCCAAAUUUUGUUUUUUAGUGUCAGUUUGUCUGAGCCAGAUUUUCCUUCUAUCCUUUAUACUCACUCGCUCUGUGAAAGCACCUGUGAUGCAGAGAUGUUGAGCAAAAUCAUCCUUCCUUUGUCAUGAAGCCUUCACUCAUAGGUGGGAGGAAAUACUUGGCUUGGAAAGAGUGUUUUCUUUGGUAUGCUUCACCCAAGCCAAAUUCUGCCCCUGGACCCUCUGAAUAUUUCAAGGAUGUUGAACAGAAUCAACCUUUCUCCAUUGCCAAGGCAAUGUGGCAAAGUGGUCCCUUGUAAGCCAGUGGUUUCCAUAUGUUCUCCAGUGAAAACUGCAUAUAAACCUACUCAACGUUUUGGGAUCCACUUGUCAACUAAUGCUACCUUUUAAGUACUAUUCCCUCCCCCAACCCCCUUUAUAAUUGCAAAUAUAAGAAUAUCACACCAGUUGCUAAUUCAGGACAUGUCUUUUUUCCUCCAUUUUAGUAUACAUACCUAGGCAGCUUAUACAGUGGUACCUCGGGUUACAUACGCUUCAGGUUACAGACUCCGCUAACCCAGAAAUAUUACCUCGGGUUAAGAACUUUGCUUCAAGAUGAGAACAGAAAUUGUGCAGCGGCGGCAGCAGGAGGCCCCAUUAGCUAAAGUGGUGCUUCAGGUUAAGAACAGUUUCAGAUUAAGAAUGGACCUCCAGAAUGAAUUAAGUACUUAACCCAAGGUACCACUGUAUUUGCAUAGAGGGGAGGCAGCAAAUGAUGCUGUCUCUUAAAGAGGCUGCAUAACAGUAACAGUGUGCUGUCAUGAAAAGGAAACUAGCCCUAGAAAUAAGAAAAGGCCCUUGUCAUGCGAACAUGUUUGGACACCUCUUUGGCACUUCCUACAAAUUGAGAUGCCCUUAUUUGAGUUCAUUAUACUGGGUGCCUUUAAAUUUAUGCUUAGAAGGCUAUAGAAAGCCCAUGAUAUGUGCUGUUGGUGUGAAGUGAUUCCUGGCCCAGAAGCCAUCCAUAAUGUUUUGUACCAGCUGCUGCAGCAGCCUCAAAACAGUCACGAAGGGCAGACUUCUCUAGAAUCUGAUUAGAGUUUAAGAAUGUUGAAUAGCCCUGUCAGAGCAAGAAUACAGUUGAUGAGGCAACCCAGGGCUCCUUUUGAACGUAUAUUAUUAUAGUUGUGCAAGGUUACCUACUUAUGUUUUCCCCAUGUGAUAUUAUGCUCACGUGCGUAAUGAACAGCAUGUGCAUGUGAACAGCAGUAAAUUUAAAGCCUGAUGUGAAACUACACAAAGAAAAUCGAAACCCUUGAAUUCCAGGAUACACUUUCCUAUAUUUAAUUUGUUUUGAAAUUUAAACCCUGCUUUUCUUUGUAAAUUUAAAGCUGCAUUUUAAAAAGUCCAUAAAACAUGCAGAAUCUACAGGACUUUCAAAUGAGGUAGAUUUAGCUGCUUACCAGUGAAAAUCUCAGUUUUACUGUCUUAGAGCACUUUAAGACCUACACGGGUGUGGGAAUAUGUAUUGAAUUUCCUGCCAUCACAUUGAAUCCACCAGUCUUUGGCAAUAUGGGGCCCUGAGUGAGGCCAAAAUUUUGCAUCCCCUCAGCUCAGUGCCCUGUUUGGGUUAACUGCCCACACCCCCCUAAAUCCAGCACUGCCACCAACUCUGGUUUUCAAAAUGGUUGGUCAUCUCUUUCAGCCUGAGUUUGCAAAGAAAUACAAAGUAGAUACUUUUAAAAUAUGUUUGACGGCCAUAUUUCUCUGUUCUAGAUGUGAACGGCUAGAAGAGCAGCUGAAUGACCUGACUGAGCUCCACCAGAAUGAGAUCCUUAAUUUAAAGCAGGAAUUGGCCAGCAUGGAGGAAAAAAUAGCUUAUCAGUCUUAUGAACGAGCCAGAGACAUCCAGGUUGGUGAAAGUGACAAGCAAAUUGGAAGUGGUCAACUGAUUAUAUCAGUUUCCGCUUUAAUUUCCAUUAAUAGUGGAAUCAGAUUUUGUGCCCAGUAUUCUGAAUUACAUUUAUCUCAUUGUUUUUACUGCAGGAGUCUUUAUUAACAGGAGCCAGUUAACCAUCUACAGUACUCUUAACAAAUUUCUGGUAAAAAUGAGUUUCCCAGCCAUCAUAUAAUAAGACUUUCUCCUUCUCAAGAGUCCAAAUGAGAGUUUGCCUCCAUAUUUGAGGGAAGCUAUAAUAAAGCUUUUCCAUGUGUGUUUGGGCCAAAAUGCAGUACUGUGAAGCAUAAGAGUUUUUUUAUAGUAUUUUCCCCAGUUAGCUGAUGGCAGGAUGUGUCUGUCACUAAUUUGAAUCCUAUCUGUACAAAUGUUGAAUUAAAAACAGUAGCUGGCUUUGUAUAUCCCCUCAGGCCUUUCAGGAAGCAACCUAUUCCAUUUUUUCUUUCCCAAAUAAGGAUGUGUUUUGAGGGGGAAGUUUUUGGUCUGGGUAUGUCAAGUAUUUGAAAUUCAGAAGUCUGAAAAGUUGAACUUGGAGAGUUGCAGCUGCAAAAUAAACACCAAGAACAAGUACCCAAGUACAAGUGCCUGACCACAGUGAAAUACUUUCUUACUUGUUUCACAUUCACCCAAGUUAUAAAGCCAAAGUAAUCCCUUACAGGGUUGUUGUUGUUAUUCCAGCUGGGGGAAACAGUGUUCAAAAUUCUGCCACAUAAACUGUCCAGGUGUGUAGUAGUAGUAGUAGUAAUAAUAAUAAUAAUAAUUAUUAUUAUUAUUAUUUAUACCCCACUCAUCUGGCUGGGUUUCCCCAGCCACUCUGGGCGGCUUCCAACAGAAUAUUAAAAUACAAUAAUCUAUUAAACAUUAAAAGCUUCCCUAAACAGGGCUGCCUUCAGAUGUCUUCUAAAAGUCUGGUAGUUGUUUUUCUCUUUGACAUCUGGUGGGAGGGCGUUCCACAGGACAGGUGCCACUACCGAGAAGGCCCUCUGUCUGUGUAGGUUUAGGGUGUUGAUUUUAAAUUAGAGAGGUGCAUUCAACCCCUUCUGGUUCAAUGGUAAUUAUAAUAGCAAUAAAAAUGGUAAUAAUAAUCAUCAUCAUAAACAAUUUUCACCAGCUGUACUGUUGCUACUUCAGCAUAAAUUAAACAUCAGUGUCUGGAGCACUUAUAUUAUAAACUGCCACCAUUGUUGGUCAGGGGUAUGAGACACAAGUAUUCAUGCUGGGAUGUGUGGGGUGGUGUUCAGGCAGGUAGCUGAAAUUGAGCUGGGAACUAGCGUUAGUCUACCUUUCCUGAAGAGCUGUUUCUCUUCAUUCAAUCCCAAAGUUGCACUGUUUAUAACAGUGGCCUGUGAUAUGAAAGCAUGAAAUGGAAAACAGGUAGGAUCCACUGUCCUCUACUAUUACUGAGGCUGAAUCUAUCAUGCCACCAAGGCUUGUGAAAGUACUGUUGUAAAUGCAAUAAGCAACUUGCAUUGUCAUUGGAUCUGCUUGUUUGCAUUGCGAAUUGCCUGUAUGCGCUCUGCACCACGAAGGGAAUUUUUGCUACAGGACAUGAAUCCAACAAGUGUUACUCAUAUCCUGUGCAGUGUGAGUAAGGCUGCAGGAAUGCCUGAGGUAUUGAACUCCCAAACUUUAUUUAGACUCAGGAUAUGCAAAACCAGUUCUUCAUCCGUGUCCUUGGCACCUGAUCCCACUGUCAGCAGACUGGCGUGAUUCCAACCAAAUGUAUCCAGGAACCCACUGCAGUCUUUGACCCAUUUGAGUAGGAAGCAAUACAGAACAAGGCCAGCCUCUCUCCCUUCCCCAUUUUUGGAUGAAACCAACAUGUAUAUGCAUGAGAUAAGGUGUUGUGCAGUUACUGAUCCAUUCUCUUACUCUCAACAGGAGGCACUGGAGGCAUGUCAAACCAGAAUCUCAAAGAUGGAACUGCAGCAGCAACAGCAGCAAGUUGUCCAGUUGGAAGGUCUUGAAAAUGCCACUGCCAGAAACCUCCUGGGCAAACUAAUUAACAUCCUCUUGGCUGUCAUGGCCGUUCUGUUGGUCUUUGUCUCCACCGUGGCCAACUGUGUUGUCCCCCUCAUGAAAACUCGCAGCAGGACGUUCAGCACUUUAUUUAUAGUGGUCUUCAUUGCCUUUUUGUGGAAGCACUGGGACGCCAUCACUGGCUACUUGGAACGGUUCUUUUCUCCCCCUAGAUGA
Podarcis lilfordi (Lilford's wall lizard) is the source of this 83692-nucleotide messenger RNA. The record is from the annotation of a GenBank genome assembly. Lineage: Eukaryota; Metazoa; Chordata; Lepidosauria; Squamata; Lacertidae.